AUGGCGAAGUAUUCUGUCAUUCUUCCUACUUAUAAUGAAAAGGAGAAUCUACCAUUAAUUAUCUAUAUGGUUGAUAAGUAUAUGAGCGAAAAGUAAGAUCCUUAUCUGCUCUGAUGGACCGCAGCUCCUAUCCCUAUGAAAUUGUAAUAGUUGAUGAUAAUAGCCCCGAUGGGACAUUACAGGCCGCUGAACUCCUUCAGAAGAUUUACGGCUCGGAGAAAAUAGUGAGUUCUGGAUUAGUCAUUCGAUCCUUUUAGAUUAUCAAGUCGAGGGCCAAAAAAGAGGGACUUGGUAACACUAAGCCUUUACGUUAUGUUUUUCUUUUGGAACGGCAUACGUACACGGAAUGAACUUUGCUAACGGCGACUUCAUUAUAAUCAUGGAUGCAGACCUAUCUCAUCAUGUAAGGGAGAGACUUUAGUGAUCGUCUUUUAGCCCAAGUUUAUUCCUGCGUUUAUAGAGUACGUCAAGGAUUGUGUAAAUUAUGUAAUCAAAUCCUAGGGUUCAGAAGUCAAUGGACUACGAUAUUGUGACGGGUACUCGUUAUGCUUGCGGAGGUGGUGUUUGUGGAUGGGAUUUAAAGCGAAAGGUCAUAAGGUUGGUUUCACGGAUAAUUUAUGCAUACUUCAUCACAAUGAAUGAUUUCUUUCCUUUAUUCGAAUUUCGUUAUAUUACUCCUCAUGCCGUUUCACAAUCAGUGCUUGGACUAGUAUGGCUCACCUUGAUGCCCGGCAUUCAAGUGUGUACUGUUCAUUUGACGUCCACGGCACUCUGCAGAUCAGCGCCUUCAUUGGUUGAUCGUGUGCACAGCCGCCUGCAGCAUGGUUGUCUAAUCGUCUCACGCGGUCACUUCUUUGACUGGGGCACCUUCCUUAGACAUUUUUCAUUAGGGUCAACGGUAACUUGUGUCUCGAUUAGAUGAACACGGCAGCAGUCCUGGUCUGAUUCAUUCCAUGCAAGCACCAUCCUCCGCCGUGCGUCCAUUCCAUCGAUUCGAGUGGUUAUAUCACAUCCUUUUCCUGGUGUCACCUCAAUCGCGAAUAACUUUGCUAGCAGUUAGACGUGAAUUCAGCCACCUCCACCAUAGAGCGUGGAAGUCUAGUUGUGUACAAACCGUACCUGUGGCAGUACCUGUUAUAACAGUUUUCAGUGUCACUGUUUGUCAGCCGUGUCGUUACUGCCGCUAACGGAAGAGAAUCGUCGCAAAUAUUGUUCAUAACUUGAGCUGAAUGGCCUUGUCAAACCGUAUAAGUACUACUUGAAAGGGGGCAUAGUUGUCACUACUCUCUCUGCCCGCCUUUAAACAAGAAGAUCUCGUCCUACUAGCUUAUCAUAAUGAUUCGGCUUUUCCGGUCCUGCUAUAGAAAUAAUUAAGAAUGUGACAGUGAACCCUGGCGGACAUUCCCCGCAUACAGUUGUUUUCACGUCGUGACAUGAAAGGUAAGACGAUAUCGUCAGUUCCAGCUGCCGAACCUUGUGUAUCCCUUGAUUCACUGUCCUGGGGUCAGCCAAUUUCUCUCUGAACUGGCUACAAAAUCGACAAACAAUGUAGGUAUUUAAAGUGAUGGACGCGUAUGGUGAGGUUAAAGUAAGUAGUUCUAAAUUCUUUCAAUGGCCCGAAAAAGUAUUCGGCAUUUGCGAAGUUUGACCGGUUUUUCAAAGAAACGCUGGCUUCCCCUCGUCGAAUAUUUUGACGCGGACUUUGGCAACGUUGUCUUUAACUUCUGCGAAGCCUUCACAGUCUCUUUGCCUCUUCGCACUGCCACUGACGAACGCUUAAGCGGAAAUUGCCGUCUUUCUUGUGUGCAUAGAUUUAGCAAGGACAGGUUUGUUACUCUUUUUGCUACAUUAUUUCGCUCACCACCGUCUGGCCGAGUCCUAAGGAAUUGUCAUCAAUAAACUCCUGUUGAUGUUUCUAGUCAGCCUCUUAAAACUAAUAGCACCAAUUUGUUUGGUGUAUUGAUUUAUCUUUGCCAUUCUUCCCCAGUAAGGUUGAGAAUGAUCUGACAAUUGUAAAUUUGUAAAAUUGUUAUUUUUAGCCGUUGUGCCAACUUUUUGGCACAUCUUCUGCUUCGUCCUAAGGCCUCAGACCUAACAGGAAGUUUUCGGUAAGUCUUCGGUUUGUACUUCAGUAUUCCACAGAUUGUACAAAAAGGCGGUUCUGAAAAAGCUAGUCGAAUCAUCUGUGUCUCGAGGGUAUGUUUUCCAAAUGGAAAUGAUGGCCAGAGCGUCGGUAAUGGGCUUUUCCAUCGGGGAGGUAUGAUUUUUCAAUGGGUCCGCAUUUUCCUAAUUUAGGUUGGUAUCACGUUCGUCGACCGACUUUAUGGCGCUUCCAAGUUAGGAGGAUCUGAAAUAAAGCAAUACCUCGCAUGUCUUCUCCGACUUUUCUUUACGAUAUAGCCUCUUUCAUAUGUCUUCCUUUUUAGUGGAGCCUCAGUUCCAGUAUUUUGCAUGUACAAUUCAGUUCUAUCCUCACCGAAUGUGGGGUACACUUUCCUUUUUGUCCCCUGGGUCAUUUCAUUUCUUCAAGUACUGUUAAUAGUAUUCAGCGGUUUAAUUUACUGACCUUUCUGUUCUUGACCUAUUCCAGCAAUCUGUAAAUACAUCUUGGUGGUUUUGGUCUGCUACUUGUCGGGAUUAGCAACUUUGGAUCACCUUCAACAUCAUAUCGACAAGUUUAGUUCGCCCAAUUGAGUACUACGCGACCUACAACUUUUUACGAAACGUGAGCUUAAGGGUGCCAACACUGCCACUUAAGGCUCGCCUGUCUGCACUAGUGGUCAGCCGGUUGUUACUGUGGUUCCCGCAAGUGUUAAAUGACAAGUAAGCCUUCUACGGUAGGUAGUUGCAUGCGCUGUAACUGCGACCGUACCUGCUCCAACCGACCUCGAUUGUUUUGAGGUAGUCAGAAGCAGUCACCGUGAACGAAUGUCUGAUGACCACCUCAUGUGCAAGUGAACGGUGUCGGCGUAGGUUAUGAGCCAAACUCUUUACAGCUUUUAAGUCGACACCGGCGUCUGGUUCGAGACAGCGCCGCUACGUGGCUUCAGCCGCGUAUACUGAAUGGCCUAAGCGUUUUAAUAGGGCAGUAAUAGGACAUCGUUUAAGCCUAACGCAGACCCCUCGGACAGUAUAUUCUCGACAAGAAGAUGUCCUUGCCCUGACCGCCUGACUGUAGGUCCUAUGUGCUGUUUAAACAGAUGACCGAUCCACUGUCCCUGUUUUCGCAAGAUUCCUCAGUAUUUGAAGCUAUACACUCAGCUCUCGAGGCAGGUCACCUGGUCUGGAGUACGGCUCGAAAACUGGCUUUCGUCUCAUUGACAAAUAGUUUAACCAGUUUAAUGACUGCCGCCCACACGAGACGCCGUAGAUCGUCAUAACUUGGUGCUGGUGCUGCGAUAUCAUUGUCAUGGUCAACAUUGUUCAGCCACCGUCUUCAUUUGAAUUCUACAUCAGGUGUGAAAGACUUUCCGAGAGCUCAGGUAAUAGGACGGGCAAUGGUUUAUAACCUUGCCGAACGCCAGGCCAUACUUAGAACGGCUGCGAGGGGUGGAUGUUGAGUGAUAGUGCGCCUUACUCAACGCAUAGCACUGUCUGACUCCACUAUCGGCCACAAGGACUUGUGAUAGACGCAGUUAAACAGGAAAUCGAAGUCGGUGGGGCAGAGGACCGUCAGUAAUCGUUAACUGUGCUGGAAUUGGUGGGUGUACUGUGUGUAUCGUAAUUUUCCCAUUACCUUUUCUGAGACAUUUUCAAAUGCCUCGAGAAUAAAGAUUGCAUAACUAUGAUUUAUGAAUCCUCAAAAUGACUUAACAAGUCACUCAGGAAUUUAAAACAAGUUCUCAUAGUAAACCCUUUCUAAACUGCCUCUGAUCUUGAAGUUCGAUGCAGAAGAAGGUGAGUUGUCGUUAUUCGACCGGAGCUUCUUUCGCCGAAGGACAUGUCGGGACGCCAUUCACAAGGAACAUACUAGUAACAUCCAGUCUAAAAACAACUAUCACCUCCGAUAUCCGGCGAAAAUGCGCAUUUGGGGAUUGAAUGGGAGCAACGCUCCUCAAUGAUCGUUCCCGCUCUCAAGCAUCUGAUCAUUACGAGCGUGGAAGAAUUCGGCGUGAAGAAUGCUCCAUUCGCACCUGUAAUCAAAUGUAAAACUCCGAGCGUCGGAAGUAUGCUUGUUACUGGUACUAGUUAAUUUAAUCAGGAGAGUUUGUGGUCUCUUGAAUGUGGAAUUCGGGUGACUUCGAACGAAGCAACUGAAUUUCGACAUAGUCUGUUGAGACCGGGUCUGCCUUCGUGGAUAAAAGGAAGAGCAUAAUGUAGUUAGCAGCCUAGGCAAGUUUGGAGUUCUUAGGUGAGUAAAAAGAGAUGAAUAGAACUCCCCACUCUCGGACUACCGCGUGGACUCCGCUAUGUGUAUGACCUGUUUGACGGCCUGUGUCCAGAUAAUUGCUUCAGCCGUAAUCACGGAAAAUCAGUUGCUUUUGGUGGCACUUAGAUAGUCUACAGAUCUUGAGUGAGAUGUGACCGGGGACAACCUGUUUCAUGAGAGAGCUCCAAGAGCCUUUUCUUUUUCUCCGGUGCAGUCACUUCUGCGGGUUCUUUUGGCGCUCUUCCUAGGGGGCUUGAAGUAAAGGAUGGGGCGGCACAGGACCAUGACGGUAGAUUAAAACAGGCCGGCAAACGAACGUGGUAAUGUGUGUUGCAAACGGUGAGUAGUAAACGUAGUGGAAUGGUUGCCAUUGACCAUUCUUGAGGAUGGAAGGUAGGCACUGAUAUUGCCUUUCGUUCCGGCAUUGCAAAGUUCUAUAUGAUGUUCUCCCCUCGUCUGACCAAGCACCAACACCUCGAGACUGAAAGGUGCCCGGCCAUCCAACUCUGUGGCCGACUCAGACACGCUUUUACGCAGGAUGCCCAGAUGCCUGACACAGCGGUUGCUGAAAGUGCGUCUCAUGUCCAUCCCUCAAACUGCUCCGACAACUUAUUUCUCAUCAAUUCUCCACAGAAUGCAAUGUCCCCUUUACUGACGUUUAACUCCUACUUGGGACCUGAUAUGGGGAUGGUUUUGACCUACCCAUGGGUUUCGCUGUCGCGGCAAGCCCACCUCGUGAGGCACUAGCGGGACCGACCUCGUCAUUCGCCACGAUCAGUUUAUCUUAGACUUGCCAAAGUAAGUUCAAGAGCUUUGUUCCACAGUCUGCGGGCACUGAGGUACGCGAGAUAUCGGUGGUCUCUGCGUCUGUAUUACAGUUAGCUAGGCAAACCGGCCUAGCUGGAAGGUCGGCACGUCCGGUGAUCGUAGUGAAGGUGGGUGACCUCUGGGCGAUGAGUCGUUGAUCACAGUCGACUACGAGACGAUCACUAAUAGCUUUCAGUUCUGUGGGCCGGCACUUGAUACGGUGGGGAAAAGUGUCCCCUAAAUAAGAGGUGGAAUAAACAGAACAAUAAAUGUUAUAGCCACCUAAGCCAUAGGCCCUAGCCACCACAACCAUGUCCGGUCUCGUAUAGAAAGCGGAGAAGCUGGAAAUUAGUAAUAAAGGCACUGUAUUCCGUAAAAUGUUGAUGAAAAGUAGGUUGGAGCAAGUUAGCAGCCAGAUGAGGGCACAUUUCCUGCUUAGCCAAAGCAGCCCUCCGUGAGUCACUGGGGUAGACGUUAGAGCGUCUUGGUGGAGGGUACGUCUGCACAGGCCUUCCAGUCGACUGGUUAAGACUAGGUUGCCAUUGACAAGCACGUGCAAGUACACGCGAUAUAGUAAGACAGGAUCAAAUUAAUAACUCACUAUUCAUCUGAUCAGCCUUCCGUUCGGGUGGGAGAUUUGUUUGUUGGAACACUUCGCAAGCAAGAAAAACGGUAACGCUUAAGCUCCCAAGAUGGCUACAAGGAAAUACUCGUAGACUAGACAAGCCAUACGAAAGGACAGAAACAGAGAAGAAGGUCCAACCAGAGUUUUAAAGGGAAUAACCGCCUAUCAGUUUAGGUAAACGUCUUAUAACAAGACUCUCUUUUUCGGGUGUACGGCACUAGAUUAUAAUCUUUCACGAUCCACAAUAGUUCCAGAGGUCGGCAUAUCAACGGUCCAUAGGUCUUGGCCAAGGCUUCACUUUCAGUCAUCGGUGUGAGAUGCGCCGGAUAUAGGGUUCAGCAGGAGUAUUCGUGUUCUCACUUGUUGUUCCUCUAAAUUUCGAAGAAUCUUGUUCUCAGUGUUGUAUACAAACUGCAAAUCAAUCUGAUACUGUUAAUUUCGAAAUGCUGCAGUUUGUUUCUGACAUACUUUGUUAGUAAUCGUUCGGCCUGACAACUAGACCUCUCGUCAAACCGAUCAUGGUACAUCUGCUGAUCUGACCGUGAUAGAGUGGAACGAGGGUCCUUUUGAACUGUCUUAUGGGACGACCAAAGGACGCUGACCGUCGCGUGUAUCCCGAAUACACCUACCUGUAUAUCUGUUGCCGGUCGUUUUGACACGCGCCACCGAUGCAAAUCGUUAUUUUGGCAGCUAAAAUGAUGACUAUGCCAGUAAAGCCUGAUAUCCUGCACGCUGACCGUAGUCUAAUAUGCGGUCAUCCAUGUUCACUUGAUUCUCUGAGUAAGUUCUGCGGGUUUGCCUUCUACUUAAUAUUGCUCCCCUCAAGCGAAAGUUGAGCUUGUUUGGCAGUAACCUUGUCUUGUAAGCUGUGGAAAGUUUCGAACACUCAUGAGCAUAUAAGUGACGGAAGAAUGCUCUGUAAUUUGAAGUCUCCGGAAGCGCCACGUCUUGAAAACACUGUAUGGUUCCAGUGCAGAUGUCGAAAUAUCGCCUUUGAAGAAUUCCAGCAAGAAAGACAUUUUUGACUACCUAGAUUAUGUGGCGAUGAAGUCGUGUAGCUCCUCCGUCAUACUGUGGUGUUAACUCAAAACUUUAGAUCGUGAAAUGUCUACUUACUUGCAUUUAGUGUUAGGCCGCACUUUCAGGUAAUGCAAAUUAACCCAGUAGAUGCUCAUUUUGGCUUUAAUUCGCGAGGUGGUCCUAUCAUUUUUUGUCAAGAGUCGGUGCUUCUUCAACUGCUGCUGGUGGCUGUUCUGGAGCGUCCUAAAGUAAAUUGCACACCGCUGGGACAUGUGAGAUGCAGUCGUGAUAGUAAGACAUCAGUCACAGUUUAAGGUUUACUUGUGGAGGUUUCACAACCGGAAUGUGCGAGUUCUGUGUAGGAAUUGGUGCGUACGUAUGAAUUACGUGAGCCUGACAGUUAUCUGGUUAAUUCUAGGUGAAUUACUCAGGAAAUCCUGCUUGGGCAAUCAACUUGCUGUAUUAGAUUUGGUGGAUUCCAGACGUUGCAAUAGGUUGGGCGGGUAACUUGACCCAAAUAUGCUUAAACUUGCGUCGUCCGCUGGGGCCUCGUAGCUCAAGUGGUUAGAGCGUUGGCUGUACUAAAGCCUUCCCCUGCUGUCGUGGGUUCGAAUGCCACCGAGGCGGCGAUUUUUCCACAGUUGGGUCAAUAAGCAUUUAUGCAAUGUCAACCUCAUAAGAAUUAACUGGCGAAUGUGUAUGAAGUUAAAGAAAGGGUAGAACAUUUGGCAGUUAUAUUAACUUUAGUUUUCACGUGUUACCGUGAGAAAAGCUUGUUCGCAAAGAAAAUUUGACAAGUUCCUGACCCAGAUCAAUUUCCCAAAAUGACUUCUCCUCUGCAUCUACUGCGAAAAAGGCAGAUUGUUCAAAACUUGACAGUAAAAUUCUAAUCAAUUUUUGUCAGUAUGAUAGUGCAUGAGAUGAAUCCCAAAAUAAAACAUAAUUGUGGCUUUGAGCAUACCUGGUGUUGCCUUCUCUGUUUUGCAUAAAGUUUGGAAGGCAUGAAUGCAAUCCGAUCCCAACCAAGAGAUAACCAUUGCUCAUUUUGCUGUAAAGUACCCAGGUGUUUCCGGCUACUCAAGAUGCAUGCGCGUUCUUCCUUAGUUUGACUCUCAAUUCUACUGAUAACACACUAACGUAAAUUAAACUAAACCUCUGGGCACAAGCCAUCUGCUAGCAGAUUGAAUGGCAGACCUGCAACUUUUCUAGAAACUACGGUAUGCACGUUGCUUAAAAACAUUAUACUCCCCUAAUGUGUGGAGCAGCCAAUAUAGUCACUUCAAUAUUAUACCUACGAAUGCACUAACUAGCGGUGUAGAAGUCCAGUCUCAACCACGCAGUAUAUGAGCCGUCGUUCCCGAUUGAGAUUUCUGGCCGAAUUAUUCCGUACUGAUUCACUUAUUUUUGGAGCCUACAACACCGCAUCUGUGGCUGAAACCAUUUUACAUAUUAUGCUCUUUUUUCAUAUUCGGACUGCUUAAUUUAUCUUACGUCAUAGGCAAGGAUCGUGAUGGUUUAUUCAUUGGCUUUAGGCAACUACCCCGAAGCGUUUCAUGCUGGUUAGCUAGAAGGAAGUUGAUCUUUAGUCAUGCUAGCCGCCGUUAGGUGGAAGCGUAUGGCAAGGAAAUUAUCUUUGCAAAAUAAAAAUCACCGAUACAAGCGAAAAUGCGAGUUCCAGGAACUAGUUGACCAGAAGAAGAAGCGAUCGCUGGAACAAUGGCUUUAUUCGCGUAGCUCAGGUGGUUAGAGCGCUGGCUGAGCUAAAAAACCUUCCCCUUACUGCGUGGGUUCGAAUCCCACCGAGGCGCCGAGUUUUUCACAGUUGGGUCAAUAUGAAUUAUUCAAAAUCUGCCAAAAUAUCAAUGAACAUGGCGCUCCAUUGCCACAGAGUUGAUAGCGUAAGUCUUUCAAAUUUUCUUGCAAAAUCGGUGAAGUAAUGUGCGCAUGCAUGGUUCACAAUUUGACUUAAAAUAAAUAAUCGUGACUAGGCAAUAAAUGAAGUAACAGAUUGAAAUCGCAUUUAAAAUGCAUGGGAGUUUUUACAAUCGGUUAUACACCUCAGCAUUUGCACAAUUAAAAUUUAUCCGAGUUCCAAACUGAUGAGCAAUUUCGCUCCUUGUAGCGAGGCAAUGUUCGCACGGCAAAGCAACUUAUUAGUGCUGGAUAAUGCAAUGCCUUGCGACUACGCGAGACAGGGAGGAGUAUAAUGAUGGAAACCGGCUCUUGCAAGCCUCGAACUACCUGUAGAGAAUGGAAUCUUCUGUCUAUCCCUUCCUGCACAAAGCGCCGGACAUUAAAAUUCCGUAUGUGUAUACUGUAUGUCUUCUGAAGUAUACCAUAUAUCUUAUUCAAAAAGACUGCCCGGUAAGCUGUCAUUUUCAUCCUAAAUGCCCUUUACCUGUCUAGGCGGAUUAUUAGAGGCACAAGCUAAAUUUUAUGUUUAACAAACAGUUCCAUAAAAACGAGCUUAACCCAUGGCAUUUCUUAAAGUAUCGCGAUAAAGAGCAUGUGGAAUCUAGUCACCAUAUCAUGGAAACUAUCACUCAUUUUCGGAAAUAUAUAAUUCGGAUGCCAAAGUGCUUCGGCAAAGGGUUCCUAUGACUUUAUUACACUUGAGUAUAAUAUUUGACUAAGCUUUCAAAUAGAGAAGCUUAAUUAUGUGAAAUUUCAGGGCUGGAGGACAGGACGGCAUUCUUAUGUCAGUUUGCGCAUUGUAGAAUGUCGUUCUUCCGGCAAGACCUCCCGGUCCAUUAAACCAAAUUCAAUCGAGGCCAAAUCAAUACAUAUUUUGUCCUUACCUUCGAUAGUUCAAUAAAGUAAUUUCCACACAAACAAACGGUAAAAUAGGACUUCCUGAAAGCAUUUAGAGACAAUAACGGCCUCUUCCUAAAUAAUGAGUGAAAUUGCGAUCUGUCCUAGUUAUUUGGGAGUCCAGGAGUUUCUACAUUUCUAAGGCGAAUGCAUCGCUGCGUGUUCUUGUGUCUUCCUGUUUAGUGUAUGCCUAGGAUCCCUGGAGGCACCUUUAUAACUGUUUUCAUGUUCCCAUGCAAGCAGCCGUUUUAUAUUAAACUAACUCGAAGGGAUAGGACUUUCUUCGACAACGUUUGUAACAACUCAUGUGUCGACUCCACAUUAAGUCCUGAUUUUAACGUCGAUGCGACCAUAUUUACAUAACUAGUUCAUCUUGGUAGCAUAUUUAGAGGUUAAGCCGAGGGAGUUUGCUGAUAAAUGCAUUAGAACUAAGCCCAGCUUCAAUUGUGGUGAAGCAGGUUUUGCCCUCAGAAGCCCGACCGUCUUAACCUUCAAACUUGCGUCACGGACGCGGGCGCGUUUCGUUGCGCGCGCUAGCGUCGGAGCGAGUACGAGUAAUCAUACCAGCCUGUCGCCUUGCACCUAACGCCGAUUGGCUAGUGUUAGAACCAACCAGCCGACUCGUCCUGUAAAACAUUUACUGGAGCUGAGGUCCCGUCUUAGAACAGAGCGUAGCAGCAUGCAGUACAUCGGGAAACUGUUUUCAACAGCGAGGCAGUACUACAGCGAUAUUAACAGGGCCACUCUAAACGGGGCUAUUGACGUCAUCGUUAUUCAACACCCAGAUGGCGAAUGGAACAGCUCACCCUUCUACGUUCAGUUUGGCAAGACUGGAAUACUUCGACCUUGCGAAGACGAGGUACAUCAAUAAAAAUUGAUGUUUAUUUGCAGUUUCUGACCGUUCCGUGCCCUUUGUCCGUGUCAUGUUUUGAAUGAUACCAUUACUGCAUAACCAGCAGUGUUUCAUAUGCAUACGCCAACCCUAGACAUGUGCAUGUUAAUAGAGCAAAAAUGUCAGUUUGUAAAAAUUAGUACCAGUCAGAUUUACACACGUCGUCUUACACAUUCUGUUUUAUUUCCUCUUUCCUAAUGUACUGAAACGCAUGAUGAUUGUAUUGUAUCAAAGAACAAAUACCUGCCACUACCGCGUUUCCGUGAGGUUUGCCCUCAGUACACACCAACCAAAAUCCGAAACCUCUGCUUCUAUUGUCUUUUUCAGCUACCGCUUUUGACCAUUUUGAAGCCGUAACUGUAUAUACUAAAACCCAAUUUAUAGCGAUAAUAGACGAAAACCCAUACGAGGAUGAAGCCUGCAGAUCUGGCCUAAAUAUAGCGUGGACUGCGGGUAUUUGUUUAGUCAUAGAUCUCCGCUUUAGAGUUCUCGAAGGCAAUUGCCUAGCGAAGAGCAGUAAAUAGUUGAGGCGUAUUAAGGGCCUAAACAAGGUUGACUGGAAUGAGCAUUUACGGAUUACCCGUCGCUUUUCAACCAACCAUACAAGUCAGUGGGGAAGACCCGAACCUUGGACUUGGAAAAAAAGAUACAAUGGUGUGACCGGGUUCUGUCCUCGAACAGAGUCAGAAUAGUGGCUAUAACGUUGGAUGUCCUCGAUCAUAGUCGAAGAGAUGUGGUCAUGGUGUUAAGCCGUUAACUUUACCGAGCAAGUGGAGUUAGGUUCGAAUCUCGGGUUUUCUCCAGUUACGAUAUUACUGGCUGACUGCGGUAAUUAAGCCAGUCAUGGCCACUACAAUAUUCCUUUUCUGUCAGUGCCAUCUCCUGACUACUGCUGUAUUUUACGUGCGGCCGGCAUCCACUGGUCAGUCCUGACUUCAGGACAAGAAUCUGUAUUUUCUACUCAAUCAGGUUCAAACCUUUUUCCUGAGACCUGGGGUCGGAGCAUAACUGACCUUUCCACUGUCCCUGUCUUUGUCCGCCCUGAGUUCUAUGUGUGUACCAACUUCCCUAGACAACACCUGUUUAAUUAAUCCCAACUAAAACUCAAUUUGUGGUUGGAAAUGGAGACGAACAUUCGUCAUUAAUAUUUUUUUCAAUCUCAGUUCAUUUUCCGAAUUGUCACCUCUGUGCUGGAUUUGGAGUCAUAGUAGCAAGUGGUGAGGAUUCUGUUCCAGUACACCGGCUAAAGCCGGGACGAAAUUGCUGAGAGGCAAUUCAACAUAAGUCAUAUUUCAAGGCAGUGUAGAAUGGGCGCACGAUUGCAAAGGGUUUCCCGUCGACUAUGUAAUUCACAAGAAAGACGGAUGAGCAUGUUGGAGUACCAGUAAACAAUACCUACACACCUUAGGCAGUAUCAGCAUUAAAUGCUACUGAAAAUGACUUUGGCAUUGAAAAUAUUCCUUGAUUCCAAACUGAACACAAACAUAAGUUUCUUGAAAAGACUUCUUCUGCUCAUCUGUGUUCAGGAACACGCACUUUUGCUUCCAUUAUCGACAGAAGCUGUUGUGGCGAUUAACAAAUGAAACUGUAGCAUUCCCUACCCGUACAGUUCCCAGUUUCGACGGGAGCAGCAGCCGACGGCUUGAGGCAGGCGCCUAAAAUCCAUCCACCUAAACGAUCCUUGGUCUUAUCAUCCCCCAACUUUGCUACCAUUCCCCUUGUGUCUAUCGCUACGUUACGGAAGUUCUGCCCCCGUUUCGGUUUUAAUAUGAAGAAGCCUCAGCAGGAAGAUUCAAUUGUCAAGAGCUGUUAUCUUUAAAUUUAUUUCGUGUUUUCAGUCUCCAGGGUUGACCACUUUAUCUUAAGACGAACCACAUAUUUCCACAGCGUAAAUUUCCUUUACUUUAUAGCCUGCCUAAGUGAAACCUUUUAGAUGACUUAGAACGGUUUGCGCGGAUACGGGGCAGUGUUGGCAAAGACAAAAGUAGUACAAGUACAGGAAUAGUAAGGUCAACCGGAUAAGCAUUUCAGAUCGAUUAUCCUGGCCAAAUUUGGUGCGCUGGGAUACUGGUUUAGCAAGUAACUGUAAAAGUCUCAGUCUGUUUUUGAAUAGCGUGGCCUUUCGGCACACCACUGUAUCUUCUUCUUGGUGUGAAAACUGGAAAUGACAUCUGCCGUUGAAGGAGUCACCAAGUAAUAUUGACUCCUAAAACAUCUUUUUCAAAGAGUCGCAAUUGUCGUCCUCAGAAUUGCCUCGUUAAAAACAACUGCCAGAUACAAAAAACACGAGAAAACAUACUGUGCCGUCGAUUCCGUCUGUGCUCAUAGAGGUUGACUGACGCAGUCCGGAUGAGUGUGAACAUCUUGAGUCAACCUUAUGUGGGCCUAUUCGAGGACCUGGGAGGGUUUAUGCUUGAUUCUGACCACUAAGUUCCUCGUGAGCUAUUCUGCUUUUGAAUUUCGUUCCUCACCCAUCUCAUAGAUCUCAGUAUGACAGGCGAUCUCCUGGUCUACCGAAAUGUGACUGUCAUAAAAAUUCUAAUACCAGGUCUUAAAUGUUUGGAUUCAGAAGCAAUUAUUGAUAUGAACUGCUGGUCUUGCCUGCUGGCUCUAACGAUACAUUUAAGUGACAACUUUCAAAAGGUAGUAAAUUCUAGGACAAAGUUCCAGUCUAUUCGUCCGUUAGAUUAAGUCAAUUACGCCUAUGUUUGCCCCCUUUCUAAUGGAAGUUUCACGUUAAAAUUUUUCCACUUUCCCUACGCGGACUUAGAGAUCGGCCUUCUAUGGAAAUCUUUUACGAUAGGGACUCUUUCCAGUGACAGCUUUGUCUCCAUCAUCUAGGCACUUUGCCUUUGUGAAAUCAAACAGUGCGAACUAAUUCGCUCGGGCUUUAACUUUCCGAUCAGUCCCUAUGUCCUCUGCUCUUGAUGCAGGCCCGCAUACAUAAAUUCAGUAUGGACGCUUUCAUAUUCACCCUUAGCAGCCUACUUAUAGCUCGAGCUGUUUGUGAACAGUCGACUGGUGACUGUUACAACCCGACUGUUACAAACAGACUUACUUGCGGAAUUCCGCCACGGUGUGUUCAUUAAGGGCAAGUGCUGUGGGAAGACUAGGCAGUCUUGGAUAUUAUCAAACUUUUUCCCAUUGAAUAAAGAAUUUUGAACGAAUUCCUCAACACCAACUUUCCGAGUUUAUGUGCGUUUUGCCAAUACUUUCUAGCUUGCAGAUAAGGCAGUCUUCAAUGCCUUCUCAUUGUGAGCAAAUUCAAAACGCCGGCCUGCAAUAUCUCACUCAUAGUCCAUGGCAUCGCCAUUGGCACCAAGGGCCUUCCGUUUCACUCUCUGUCUGAUGACCAGCAUAGCGAAUAACGGGCCGCGUAAGCCCGAGUUUUAAGCUUGGUUUCAUCAGGUAGUGUGGGUGUGUAAUGAAGAUCUGCUGACGCAACCAUGCUCCACUUAUAGGCCCUAACGCGCGGCGACGACUCUGCGUCCUUUAGGUUGACCCUCAGAAGCGCCAACUUCACCCACUUACCUAUUUUUGGGGCGAUCCUGAUCUUGCAGCGACAAAGCGGUAAUUGGAGACGUCAGUCGAGUCCUCUGUCUGUGUCCUUCCAACAUUAUCUACAGAAUGUAUUGGAACCCCUAAAAAUCGACCGAAAUCCUUGGAUGUUCAUUUUCAGGACAAAGCAUAACCUACAUGGGGUUGGUAUAAUGAUGAUCGUGUAACCGUAUUUCAGCCUUACACCUUCAGUAUGGUCUGCUGGGUUUCGAUCGUACAUCGCUUUGGUCACUUACACUGAGUUAACACGCGCAUUUCCUACAGGACUUAUUUUUCAAUCCUAGUCGUUUUGUUCUUAGCUUGCCAUGAAGAUGUGGCGGGUGUUAAAAGAGAAUGCCUACGGUUCUCUUGUAUAACAGCAUGCUUUGGAGAAUUUUAAUAUUUCUUAGUGACCACGUCCAAUACAUCGUGUCUUACGUUUCUCGUGAUUGUAAGUUUUCUGAAGAACUCAAUGCCUGUUUUCCCUCGAGGAAUCUUUCCCAAUUUCCCUUUAUGGGUAUGUAAUUUGAUAUCCUAAGACUGUUUAAGACGCGAAAUAUACUUUUAACCAUUGCAGUGUCGCGAAAAUGUUUCUAGGAAACAUGCAGAUAUGUGACUUUACGAAAGUCCAAAAACCCAAAAUUUUGGAGUUUUUCGAACCGGUGCAUUGUGUUCUACUGACGGAGCCCACGGGAACAAAUGCACUACACUCGUGUCUUCCAAUUCACAAGCCUCAGAGGCGUCGUUGUCUGGCGAAUGUGAAUUGUGCGCUGAAGUGUACAAGCAACUAAGACCAUGGUGUCUGCGGUAUGCUCUGGGUCUGCGAUAUCGUUCGUGGGUAGAGACUGCAUGAGUCGACGUAUGCCCACAGAAGCCAAGUUGGCCGUUAAGCUCAACCGGCCCGGCUUACCGACAAUGAGACGUAACGAUAGGUUUGGGCAGCCGAAUGGAUGGGACAGAGCGAGUGGCUGUCCGAGAAUGCGGGUGAAGCCAAAACAUGACAUAGGCUAAAGUUCAGAAGGCCUAUUGUUUGGGGUUUUUCGUUUUUCAUUGCUGUUCAGGGAUGAAAUACAGCUACUCUAAUCGACUAGAAUCUGGGCUGCACUGGCUAGUUAUUUUAUGAACACUUAUACGGAUUAGAUUGGUUGCAUACGGUGGUAGAUAUAAGGCGCCCCACCAGCGACGUGUGCACUGUAUAAUCUAUGUUUUUCUACUAACGGACCACAAAUACGACAGUUGGAAACGGGACUAUGGAUCGCCCGUAUUACAGGUGGAGUGACCCUAAAUUCCAGAAGGUUAAAGUUAAAACUAUUAGGUCACGUGCGCAUUCAUUAAAAUCCGCGGUAGAUCACCGUCGUCUAUACCAUGCCACACAUCUUCCCUCAACAACACUCGCACAGCACGUCAAAAUCACCCAUCGUCACACCACGCAAGCACUCAAUUGACACCUCUCACGCAAGUGGGAAAUCUGCCUGUCGGCUCCUUCCCCACGUGGCUCCUCUGCUGCUUAUGUGGUCCGAGCCCGAAACUAUCAUGGUGCGCCAGGUGCCAUGACUUGGAAAGUUGCCGACGGGCACCUCAACUCAGUCCACGCAGUCUGUCCGGUUGUGCGUGUGUGGAGUGGUGGACUGAUGGGUUGAGAGCCAGGCUGCAACGGCUCCUUAACGUGACCUCUGGCACUGUCACGCAUGUGAGGAGAGUGUGUGUGUGUAUAUGUGGGUGGUGCCUCUCAGUCAAUGGCUGACUUGUUACCCGGCCCUUUAAUGGUGAUGACCCAGGCCAAAUGCAGGGCCGUGUCCCACCUUUCUGGGCUUUAAGGAUUAUGCGCGUCUACCAUGUCAUGAUUCAAUAAACCAUGGCUCUCGCAGUCUGGUGCGCGCUGACAGUUCUCUGGCACGUGGUUCCCUUUCGGUGGAUGGGCUUGCGCUUCGGCUGGGUAUACAGGCCGUGUGCAUGGUUGCCCAGUGAUUUGUGUCUGCCUCCUAUUUCUGACCGAUUUUUUGUCGUUAGUUAAAGGGCUGGUCAAGUGUCUGUUGUAAACGAGAGUGUGGUGGUACCCUAGGUGCGGGUCUGGUCGUGUCAGCCACCUCCGCCCUAUCCUGCCUCCGAUUUACUUGACUGUGUCUUGACACCGGGUCCAGGCGCGGGAGGAUCAGUGGGUGUGGUAGAUGCUGUGCAAGCCCGUCAACACUAUGGAGUAGUUCUCGCGCAAGUUACCGUGCCUGCUCUCACGUUGCUAUGGAGUACACGGUAGAUGUCUUCGGCAACGACGGUCGAACUGUCAAGUGUUAGAGUUAGUCUUAUUGAUCAGACACAGGAGCAGGAACUCCUGGAGUUCAGCUCUAGGCCCCCUGUAGUACUGGGAGGCCCGCAUUCCCGUACCCAACUAAUAAAGCUGUGCUAACUCUGUGGUUGGUAGACCUUUAAAUGCCCACAUCAAUGCCGUCGGCCUUACCUUGCAAAAUGACAAAGGGAGGAAAUUUGUUAUGAUGGUAUGGUGGAAAGGCGUUUAUCUAUCAGGUUACUAUGCCAGCUCGUCCCGUUCUAUCCUGGCGCUCAACCUGGAGUCCUCAAAGGUAGUCACUUAGCGACCAGUUUCAUAUGCUGAAAUGGCGGUACUGACAAAGAAAAGGGAGACUAGGUUUGUCAUUUCUGGCUUAUAGGCCGUCGUCAGCCAUCCCCAACCAACCAGAAGUUUUCGGGACCUGUUAAUGUCGACAAGUAGCAUUAUACAAAAUGACUGCACUUGUUCAAAUUCUAUGGCGUCCGCAUGGUUGUGUUCCGUUCUGCAGGUCGAUUUUUGCAAGAAACUUCAGUUACAUGUUUCAGUGACUUUUUCCUCUCCCGUCGGCCAGCGGUCUACUUUUAUUCUCAGACCAGUUAUCAAAUGCAGUCAAAACCAAACUAACUAUAUUUGAUCUAUUUCUACUUUCCCCUUAUUCAGGUUGAAAUCUCAAUUAACGGGUCAAUAUGUGAACACAUAAAAAUGCGAGUUAAUCAAUACGGACAGGCCUUCUUUGACUUUCGGGUAUGUACGCGAAGCUAUUCUUUUGUGUCUGGCAAGCAAAGUUUUUAAAUACGUUCCUCUUAUAUACCCACAAAUGUUUUUUACUAAAUGAACGGAUUUUUCUCAAAUAACUAAGCAGCUAUGUCGUGAUUUGCAUCUGUCUAUCCCGAAUGGUAGUGACUUCUUACAUGUCUCCUAUUCUGAGUCCUGAAGCGGGUCCACCAUGUGGAUCUUCGUGUUUGUACUUUCGAGAAAAUCAUUCAAAGUACUAUGACUUAAAGACAUGCGGAAAAAGUCCAAAUGAAAGCGCGCUCGACGUAAUAACUCCGUACGGCUGUACCUGGAUCCCUUAACAUGUCGAAAAUCAGGAUAUGAAUGAAAGGACCGACUUUUGAUAUGCUGAUCUUCGGCAGGCGACAUAACCAAACUCACACCGUUUUAGUCCGAACAACCUCGCAGCAGCCUGGACUAAAUGAAGGAGCUAAAUAACAUUUUGGAAAAUACGAGCAAAGUAGUGCCUUCACGGUAGGGUGAGAAAUACCGACUGCAGAAGAGAACAGGUGGCAAUUAUGAUCUUGUACACAACAAUCCUGCUCCGAGAACCACGAAUGUCCACGAACAGCAGCAAGGAAUAAACGAGAUGGCGCGGGCAUCAGCGGAUGAAUUGAUAAAGGAUGAGAAAAGACCGGUGCAGAUUAGAAGUCGAUUAAGCGCUAAAAUUUCAAAAGGUGAAACUCCUUAGGACGACCACUGAAAUUCACUUUGGAAACUCACUGAACUUAUUUCUAGUUUUUUCCCAUAUAAGAGCGUUGUCUGAUAACCAGACCGAGACGAAAUUUAAGCUCUCUUUGAGAUGCUGUCAAUCACCAUUCUCUCCUAUGUGAUAACCAACAGUAAUCGCCAGCGCAGAUUAUACUUAAACAAUCGUUACACGCAAAGCUUUUGAGAUCAUUAAAAGUGGAGAAGGAUGAAAGUUUGUGCGGAACAGUUUAUUCAGUGUGCUCCAGAAGAGUGUAUGAGUCAACGGUGGAGCACAGUCAGUCCCACCCACUUAAAGUACCCGGUGGAAUUUAAAUAUCGGCAAGGAAUCAUCAAUGCUCACAGUGGUUCCUGUAAAACAGCAACAAUCUUUACCCACCAGAAGACCAAUAACUCGUUGGUCGCCAACCUGUUAGGGUUACCACGCCGACCUCUCAUCUCAAGCUUUAAGCACACCUUUCAAUCAGAAGUUGAAUUAACUGCUGCUACGAUAUUCAGAGGGCAUCACCAAAGGGUCUGGAGCAAGAACUGCUUGAAAUUACUGCUUAGUAAGAUCUAUAUCCACGUAUUGAUAGAAACCAGAUGGUGUCUAGGUGAAACCACUUCCUGGGGUGUUUAGACAUACUGCCCAUGAGGUGGCAAGAUAGUGAUAUGCUGUAGGCCGCACUGCCACACACUUCCGAUCAGCGUGAACGCCCCUUCCUCAAACAUCUUGUCACAUUGUCAGGUUUAAAUAUUUAUGUAAGAAGCAACUGUAUCACCUCAUCUCCUGGGUAGUGAUUACAGCAAUGAAUGACCCUCCACCGCCUUAAAUGAUUAGGCAAGUGUCAUUUUUGACACUUUAUACCUGUCAGGCCUUGCUGGUGUCAAGAUUCAGCAUUUACAAUCAUUUAUUUCCUCAUCAGGUUUCACCAUCGUCAGGGGCCUCAGGCAGGGGUUUACAGGCAUGUUAAACAAAUCCUUCUGAAGCUGCUUUAUGCUGUAAUGGUAGCAUAAGGAGAUCAUACGUGCAAUCAACCUCAUGGCUAAUGCAUAAGUUCACUUUAAGGUCGUAAGUGUCGCCAUUUUUAUCGUUUGCUGAGACUAGAUUUAACCGACGGCAAUUUUACUCCCUAAGUCUCACUGCCUCCAACUAGCUAAAUUUUUUGCCUUAAAAUCUGCCGGUGAUAUCGUACAAGGGGUCGAGAGUUGGUUGGCAACACUUUCCCUCACGUGUGCUUUUUGAUGAGAACAUUUUUUGCAAACCGAUAUUGAAUUCGGUCUUUUUUGAUUCAUAACCUUAUGAAACUAAUUCCAAUUUCGGUAAGAUCCCAUUUUGCAACCGUACCUGUUAGGGAUUGGGGUCGGGGAUAGGAGUUUGGCUGCGACUUGUCCACUGCAGGUACGACUACGAAAUGCGAUCCGACCCCAAUUUCUCCUGCCCUAUAAGCUUUCUCCCUCAUCGGCACUUCAGUAGACUGUACACAUAAAAAAGCUGUCUGCAGUUUUUCUGAUACUACUUGUAUGUUCUCAUGUGACAAUAAAAGCCAGCAAACGUACACAAAUAUGACCUGAAAAGGUUUUUUUCACUCCAUAGACUGGCCCUAACAAUGCCGAGUUCGUCGAUGACUCCCCGUCGGAUCUUUCAAGCUCCAUGAUUUCGGACUCAGGUAUUACCCUCGGUAAGAUGGCCGGAUUUUUAAGUUCUCAUGCUAAAUUUAGUUUCUUUGAAAAGCGGUAAAACCGAAGCGUUGGCAGUCAGGCCACCGUCAUUACUUGGAACAGUAGUUUCCCGUAAUGAGUUACGAGCCACUGCAACCAAUCGGCGAAGGAAAUGAUGUCGAUCGGCGUCAAGCCCUUUGCACGCCGAGGGCUGGGUCCGACGACUCAACCAUGAAGUUGGCAAGGUUUGCUAGGCGGACCAUUGGCGGUAUGAGUAAGCGGCUGACCUAGCGGCUAGGGGAGUAAACUACAAAAUCUUACGUACGCUAAAGUAGGCAGCACAAUAUUGACCAUUGGGUCGUAGCGGACUGAAAUGAUCAAGCAUAUAAUUUGACUUUUGAACUAGAGCAAGGCACAAAGACCAGUGAAUGUUAUUGUCUUAGGUACCAGGUAAAUUUUAUCGUCAUAGCUUAAAAAAUCGGAGAAAAAAAUAUGACCAUAGACAGUGUUCUAGUUGCCUUUUUGCAGCUGAACUGCAAGCUGUGCACCGUUUUCCACCUACACCUACACGGGUUUCAGCAAAUGUGCCACUGCGUCUGGUUUAUCCAAUAUCCAAAAAGGUUACUGUCUCUGUAUCGGCGAUCUUUCUGUUUCGCGUCUUGACGGAUAGUCGCGUGUUCGCUAUGCACCACUGUCAGAAUACGGAACAAAAUCUUUCUCAGAGGUCAUUCAGAUCGACGCAAGCUCCUUUUCAGCCAUAAAUGUGUGGGGUCCGCUAUUUAACUCCCUUUGAAGAAGCAUGUUAGUUAACGAAGAAAUUCAACGUUUGGGGCUUUAAAAGCGCGCCUCUCUUCUCGGUCGUCCCGUAAACUGUGGCUAUAUGUUUCAGGUUUAUUAUCAUCAACAGGGAGAUUCUCAAAACUUCAGGGCUCGACUGUGACUCCAUUCUGCAUGCGAUCCAAAAUGCUGGUUAUGCGUCGAGUUAGAGAAUGGUUUUUUGAUACCGCACUUCCAAUUAACAAGAACUGCUUACUAAUAUCGAGUUUGACAGCCAACAUAACUCCUCUGCCGUUUACCGGAAGAUUCAUGCACCAAAGCAUGUGCACUUUUUCGCUAGUUUAACUAGUACAAAGGCAAGAUAAUCACCGAACAAUAAUUGUUGCGUUUCAUAUUUUUAUGAACGUUGUCUUUAUAAUGACAUUUUUUCUUAACAGCGGCAAUUUACACAUGAAUCUCCUUGUUAUGAGGAACGCAUACGCAGCAUACAACUCGCUCAUUGCUUCCGUUCUCCUUAAAAUUCCGCAUUAAAACCAGAGCAAAGCGAGGGUAGGUGAACGUAGAGGCAUUAGCCUACCAAGCACUCUUCCUUCUCUGUGUCUGUAACGCGCCUGCUGGUUGCCAUUACUUAUCCGAAGCGGACCUGCGCAUUUUGGUCAUCUUGUCCACCAGGGUUGUCACAGGAGACAUAUUAAGGAACAGCCGUCGCAGCCUGACUCUAUCCCGCUCUCUCACGAACCAAGUACUCAACGUGUUGGUAGCCUUUCAAGCCAUAAUUUUUAAAGCCCACAGUCUCAGUUCUUGUGAAGAAGCGAGACACAGGAUCGGUAUUACUCUGACAGACCCAAUUUCCAUCCUCUUCCAGUCGAAGGACUAUGUCGAGAAUUUCAAAGGUGCCAUACAGUAGAUGUGCUAACUCAUGAAAUGUCAACCACAAUUUCGAAAUGCGUUCUCGUUUCGAAAAGAUAAAUUAAGUGGGGUUGUAAAACUUCUCAUGAUGCAACAUAAAUCUAUCAUGAUCCAGUUACCUCAGGGUGUCGGCUUUCGAGAGAACUUAUUUUCGGCUGCAUGCAAAAUCUAUACACUGCAAAAAAUGACUACUUACAUAGUAUGCAAUUUUCUCAUUGAUUUUCGAUGCCCUUGAAAAUUCAAUUAUAUUUCAUGGAAAACAUGCAUAAAAAUAUUCAUUCUUUUACUUAUUUGGUAGAAAAUCACGUCUUCUUUCUAUUUAAUACUCAAAAGAAGAGUAUAAUUCGGUUUUAAAAAACUUUUUUAAUUCCCGAAUAAUUUUGAACCCGACCUGCUGUUACACUUGCAUUCAGGGUUUCAAAACUACAAGCGGUAUAUUUUCCGUCUACGGAAAACCAUGCAUUUCUCUACGGUGUUAAGAGGAGACCAUAUGAGGUUCAUAAAAUUAAACAGUUGCUGUGAGCAAUAUUGUUAACUUUACAAGCCACAUUCGUAAAUGCAGAUACAUGACGUUUCAUGAACGGCCGUUUAGCGGUUAAAAAAUCUCACAAUAAGAAACUUUUUAAAAACCGAAUUAUACUCUUCUUUUGAGUAUUAAAUAGAAAGAAGACGUGAUUUUCUACCGAAUAAGUAAGAGAAUGAAUAUUUUUAUGCAUUUUUUCCAUAAAAUAUAAUUGAAUUUUCAAGGGCAUCGAAAAUCAAUGAGAAAAUUGCAUGCUACUUAAGUAGACAUUUUUUGCAGAGUAUAGACCUUGCAUGCAGCUGAAGGCAAGUUCUUUCCAAAGCUGACACGUUGGGGUAACUGGAUCAUUAUAGAUUUAUGCUGCAUCAUGAUUAGUUUUGCAACACUACUUAAUUUAUCUUUUCGAAACGAGAACGCAUUUCGAAAUUGUGGUUGACAUUUCAUGAGUUAGCUCAUCUACUGUAGGGCGUCGGGAUUGCCUGUUCAUAUCAUGGUUGGACAGGGGAAUAAGUACUUUCCUGCUACAGGUGGUCUUACGCUGAAUUCCAGGAGGAAGGUUCCUUUUCUCGCGCCCCUGCCUUAAUCAUAAUUCGAACACUAGCCCUCAAACCCCCAACCUAACCUUAACCCUCCAGAAUUCGGCUCAAGGCAACUUAUCACGGGAGAGAGAUACGCAUUCCAGAGCCCUAUCCAUAUUUUCAGCCUACGCAUGCUAUACCAAGAUACUAGUCCCACCCGCAAGAGAAACACACCUCCUUUUGUAAUCUAAAGUAGGCUUGUAAUUUGGGUGUGUGGGAUUAUACAUUAUUGGUGACCCGGUUCUUUUACUUUCUACUCGAAGGAUACAUUCUGCCUCGUCUGGACCGGAUAUUUUUCGGGUGUGGCAAGGUGUUUAAAUCGUAAAUUCCGGUCGCUUCCAUGUACUUUCUCUGCUCAAAUGAGUUUUGUCCAAUCUCUACUUACAUUCCAAGUCCUUGUGCUUGGAGUGACAUGGAUGGAUUGACCAUUAAAGUUUAGAAAUCCCUCCACUUUAGAAGGUGAAUGGCUCGGUUGUAAUCCGUGACUUUCUUAAAGACACUGGUUUUCCCCGCGUACGUCGUCGGCCGAGUUCCUGGUGCAGAUGCAGCAGAUCGGCACUUAAUAAUUUAAUACGGCCGCCCUCAUGACUUGUUUAACUGAUCCUUAUGAUUUGAUGCACGGUGUUAGCCCAUGCGCCACAACAUUUAGCGAGGAAUGGAGGUCCCGGUGGUACACAGCCGUGGAAAUCCCAUGAUUCCCACUCUAUAGCCCUGCAAAAAUGCGCUGAAACGCAAAUAUGGCCCAGUGCCUUAUGUCGGACCAGUCCGAUAUUUUGCUGGCAGGUUCUUGCCACGUGCGGCUACUUACGCUGCCUGAGAUAUUACGGUGGAAACUGGGAGAAGCACUGAUUUUGUGACUACAUUUUAGUAACAUCGACCAUUUGCCAGAACUUUAGUCCUGACAAUAUGAAACUUCCGAAUUCUUAAGGCCGUUAGUUACAAGGAAAACCUUCUUACGGCUGAGGUUAUGACUUGACACUAAGAGCGGGUAAACUGGUUUAAAUAAAUAUAUUUGCUUUACGAUUUAGUUCACUGGAGAUUCAUGACGGCACAACUGAACGAGUGAGUUCCGUAAGAACGAUCGGUGAGCGCCCUUCUAUCAUUGUAUAUUCCCGAUCGAAACCGACAGGACAACGGGCCCGUGGCCCAGUGGUUAGAGGCGUUAGACUCUUAACUAACAGGUCGCGUGUUCGAGCCCCAGGUGUUUCACAUUUCGGGGUUAAGUAUGAAUGGCUGACGACAGCUAAUAAGCCAGAAAUGGCCAUUCCAGUCUCCCUCUUCUUUGUCGGCAAUACCAUUCGGCCUAUAUGUAAGUCUGUAUAACUUGACACUGCGAGGGUAUUUAGGAUUGGUCAGUUGUCUCUGAUAUUGUCAGACGUGUAAAGAAUCCUAUCAGCGACAAAGUUAAAAGGGACGCAUCUACGAUCGACUGCAGCCACCUCCUUGCCAGCUUAAAUUUCAAAACAAUAUUUAAUUAGUAUUGAAAAGACCCGCAAAAAGGAAUUGGCCUGCAAUGUGCAGAACCGUUUUGUAACGCCCAAGCUAGUUGAUAUAUCGGAGCCAUCACCUGUAGGACAGCAGAAAAUCGGAAAUCACAAAAGAACGGAAUUUAUUCUGUGCAUGGUGUGCUAUUGGGCGUUUUAGCAGAACCAAAACAUGAUAGACGUUCAUGUUUAAAAGUGAGCAUUUAUCCUCUAGAGUACUAAAAGAGACGUCCGCUACAGCAGCUUAAUGUAGUAAACAUUUGUCGCAGGGUCUACGGACGAUGACAAGGCCGAAUCAGAGUCCGUAUCUGACCCAAUUACCAUCACCUGUUGCCUCUAGUUUAACAUGUGGUAAGAAGGAGGCUGGGUUUCUUGGUAAGCCCUACGAUUACUUUAGCAAAUCAACUUAUCGCUUGAUUUAGGAGAUUGUUUGGCAACUGUAUUUUUGACAAAUUGCUGUCAGGUCUGUACCGUUAUAUAGCAAGGGAAGUGGCUACUUCCUUCGGCGUUAUCAGAUCGGGGUGCUUCAGAGAUAGGUGGCUCGCAAGCAAUUUGUUUCUGCAAUGUGUAAACCCAGAUCCCCAUGCUCUCGCCGGAUAUCUUUUUCAGCCUCUACUAAUCAUUCUUUGAUUACCAUGUUAAUGCAGAUAGUGAAAUUCUGCAUGGCUUAACAUGCCUUAUAAGAGUGUAAUAAAGAUAUAGGUUUGUCUAGCAGUUCUUAAAUUGCUGUACGCUCGCCACAAUGUGACCGCCUGCCGUGGUUUAAAAUGUCCUUUCAAUACAAAACGGGGAGAACGUACUCGCGCCUUCAUUCGAUCGGUGAACGCCACUGUCACGUGACUUUAAAAAUACGGCGUACUCCGGUUAAUCCAACCGCCCCCUUAUUGUGUCAGCCGCUUAUUCGGGCUAAACAUAUCUGAGGGGCAGAUGAGAUUCACAACCACGAAUUGAUUUUGCCUACCAGGGUCACCACGUCGCUCAGGUGGGUUGGCCAUUGUCCAAAGUCAGAUUUCAGAGGCCCGUGGCCGCUCCAGCAGUCUGAAUUUUGGACAGUUAAGGAGAUUAUCUGAUAGCUGAAGUUCACCCGAGUGGUUUGCAUAGGCCCGCAGCCUGUUUGACACAUCAGACACGGCGACAAGGUGUCAAUGCUGGUGAUGACGCGUUAUUCGGUGGUGUAGCCUCGCAUCUUAGGGCGGACGAGCAAGCGAGGUUUUGCGUUAUUGGCUCCUGGAGAGGGGGGGGGGUAGGGGUGGACGAGGAUAGAGCUUGCGGCGCCUAUUGACCACACGCUGGUCAUAGAUUGGCCCAAACUAACCUACCUGGUGGCGCAGCAUUGGGACGUUGAGAUGAGACUUGACGCUGACUGACGAAACUGCCCCACUGAAUUAAUUGGGCGCCCUGACAAUGUUAAAGGUCCACCUUGCUUUUCGGGUACAACACAGCCGCCUGAAAAGAUUAAAGGCAGGUGCAUUUCUAACGACUUCUAGGCGACUGCUCCGACCGGUCGGUUCAUAUGUCGUCUUAUCUAUAACCGUGAAAACAAACGUAGGAAUGGUUGAACUCCAGCCACCCAGUACGCCCCCCCACAUGAGUCCAUUCGGCGAUUGCAUGGAAUCAGUGUAACAGAAUAUGGGCAACUAACUUGUCGAUCUCAACAGGAAGGCUGUCUCCUCUAUCGAAUGCAUUCAGUUUUUUGCUGAUGUCUUCAUCGGUGGGAGGAUCAGGUGAGUUCUCUCCCGGAUCACAGGUGAAGAAAGCUGCGACCGGUUGAUCGCCAGUUUUAUUUUAGACACGUAAUCACCAUCGUAAACGGAUUUAGUCGGGACAGGGGGUCCAGCGCAGAUAUGGAUCCCCGUAUCACAAGCGACUCUGCCGUAAAUUCCAGGGGGAUAGGUUUUGUGUUAGGGCUACUGUUAAGGUUGGGAUUAUGAGGGUUGGCGUUAGAGCCGGGGAUAAAGGCAGGGGGAUUGUAGUUGUGGUUACCGUGGAGUUAAUACUAAAGUUAUGACAUGGAAAUAGGUACUCCUUGUAAUUUUGGGCGAAAUCACCUGCAACACGUAUGGAGGGUCCAUAUUUCCGUGUCCGACGCAGACUUUGACGAUUACCUUUCGGUGGUGGCUUGCUCAUCAGUUUGAAGUGUGCUGUUUAGUUAGAUUUUCGGUUUCUGGGACACCAAUAUGCUGGGUCGCCACAAUAAGAGUGGGAAAUGUCGAUGGAACUGAAGUCAUGAUUGGUAGACUGACCAAUAAAUGCACCUAAGGGAAACAAAACUUCCCUUUCUAGACAACCCUGAGUUUAAAAGACUCAUUCAACGGAAUUAUAAGUGAUUUUGAAGAAUCACGUCUACAGUUUCGAGUUAAACUUUACCUGUAAAGUUAGCUUAUUUCGCAAUUCGAAAUGGAAUUAACCAUGGUCUUUAAAUUUUAUCUGCCUAACUUUCCUUCUUAACAUAAUUUCUCCUAAUGCUCAUUCUUAAGCCAUUCAGCUGAAAAUUUCCUGACAAGCUGAUUUUCCAUUUUAUUUAUUACCGGUCACCCAGUUCAUUAACAUUAUCACUAAUGUGGUCAUACCAUGAAGGUUUCACGUGGUUUUCUUCUUUGCUCUACGAGGCCACUCUGUAAGGGACACAGCAGCAUUCAAUUUACUGUGGAUAAUAUCUGAAUACAGGUUCAUUCUUUCCAAGGAAUCAAUUCGCUGGAGUCCAUAUCCUGAAGUCCGAAAAUCUUACAUCUUCAGUACCUGAAAUCUGACCUCUUAUUCAGAGCGAUUAUACCAUAAAGGCUGGCAGGCUUUAGUGGGCACAAAUCCUAUAUUUAGAACUCUUAAUAUGCCCGACGCAUUCAGGAGCUUUGAUAUCAAUAGGGGCCAAUCGUGCUCUCAGUCGUUGUAUUCAGUUCCGUUGCACUGGAUUUUCGUUGGGGACGCUUUCAUUGACUGCUUUUCAGCGGCUGGAUAUGUCAUCCCAAUGACUUCUUUGUACCGUCCCUCCUCCUGGUGGUUACCAUGGACUUUCUCCCCUCUGUCUCCGAACGUUCUUUCGUCUUCCCGAUAAUAUCCCUGACUUUCGUUUCACCCUGUGUUAUCGCUCUGUUAUCCGUGGAUUGACUACUUUAGCCCUAUGACUUAAGAGCUCGAAGCAUAGUAGGAUAAAAUUGUUUUGAUAACGAUCUGCCUGCACUAGAAUAAAAUGUCCUCGGGCGAAAUUAAACAAUUUUUUGAAAAGUUGUAGCAUACCUUUCCGUCACCUUUGACUCACUUUUUGAAUUUUGCACAAAGACGUUUAUGUGCAAUAAUCUGUGCAUGGUACGACAUGGCACAAUUAACCUAUUUCUGCCCCAUCCGGCAGAGAAAAGCCAUUAAAUCUAGUGUCGCGACUGCGAGAUUCGAAAGUAGAGCUACCGCCUCUGGUAACUCUCCUAGCACAGAAUGUUAUUGCCGACAAAGGCGAGGGUGACUGGAGGGGCCAUUUCUGGCUUAUUAGCCGUCGUCAGCCAGUCAUAUCCAACUCCGAGGUGUGGAACACCUGGGGCUCGAACACGCGACCUGUUAGUUAGAAGUCCAGCGUCUCUAACCACUGAGUUACGGGCUCGUUGCCCGGUCCGUUUCGAUCGGGCAUUUACAAUGGUAGAAGGGCACUCCCCGAUCGUUCUUACGGAACUCACUCGUUUCCUUGUGCCUUACGGGCUCUUUCUCGAACCCAACCAGCAGCCGCACAGCGGCGCAUGAUACAGCCGAGAUGAUGUGACAACCUGGGCAUGGACGCGGCGCUCUUUCGCGUAUUUAUUUCGAAUGUUUUUGCGAAGAACAUUCUCCCAGAAUCUCCGACAGCUUUGCCCUGCCAAUUCUGAGUCAUAAUCCUUAAAAGUUCAAACUGCUGUGCCUACAUUGUAAUUAGUGCAAUGCAUGUGAUAUCCAGCAACUAGUCAUGUUUAAGGACUUCGUAUUUCCAGAGGCUUAACUGUAGGGGGCUAUCAUUCCACUGUUAUUCAAUCUGACUUUUAGCUUUCAUCUACGGCUUCGCGAAAUCGUGCUGAAUGCAGCGUCUACGUUCCAGGUAGCUCAUGACCUGGUAUGCAAGCACCUAUGGGAUUUCGCUGGCGUAGCUUGUCUCGGUCACUAGGAGGCAGUUAAACAUGUUGUGAUCCGCAUUAACACGGACUGCGUGCCAGGCCAAGAACCGGGAUCGAGCUAGCCUCCAAUAGUCUUAGCUUGUCCUUGACAUUGGGGCACGAUGGGUGUUAGAGAUUAGUGCGGGGCCAAUCCUGCACAAGACCCUCUAUCUAUAAUCCGGUUCACCCGCAGGUUGCCGCUGAUUCCCCUGGUGUGUUGGUGGUGGUGGUGGUGGUGGUGGUGGUGGUGGUGGUGGUGGUGGUGGUGGUGGUGGUGGUGGUGGUGGUGGUGGUCAGUGUCGUAUCAAACGGACGAACGGUCAGAGUUCGUCUGUUUACGGCCGCUUAUAAUAAUCAUUCGUUCUUAUUCCACUAUUUAUAGACGAUCAAGCACAAAAAAUGACGCAAAAUUCGGGCCACAGCCUUCAAUCUUCUUCUAUUCCCUCAAAUCCUGUCAUAUCUCGCCUUCACGCCGGUAAGGAUUCUGAGGAGAGCGCUUUCAUCGAGUCGCUCCCGUUCCUCUUUCAGAGUCUGGAGUAUAGGUAAGAUCUAAAAGGUGGUUUGUGUUGUUGCGUUAUCAUAAUUUGCUUUAUCUGGUUAUUUGAAUAAGGCAAAGGCGACAAAGCAUGCAGAAUUUACUGACGUCAUAAAUUUCGAGACCUCUCUCCUCCUUCCCCCCUCGCCAUGCGCACCCGCAUACUAGACCCAUGUUUCAUGUUACCUAUCACGUUUUGUCUCUCUAGGUCGAUCACUGUUGAACAGUUUGCCUUGUCAUAUAACCGUGUGCGGCUGAAUGAGAGGUCUCGAAAUUUAUGACGUCAGUAAAUUCUGCAUGCUUUAUCGUUUUUAUCUACAGUUAGUGACCUAGCUCAUGAAAUGUGUCGAAAUUUACGGAUGGUUGCCAAUCACUCGCAAACCGACACCAUUUCAUGAGUCCAAUGUCUACGUUACUUAAGUACAAGUUUAAAAGACUUAAAAAAAUAAAAGAAAUAUUAAAGACAGUGUUGCGUUGUUUAGAAAUUCCGAUUUAUUUUGAAAAGCGCAAUAUCCCGAAAACGCCAGAAAUGGCUCUAAUUAAGGAAAGUUCGUUUUUAGAUGUAUAGAAUGUAUUCUCAUACCAGAACGUAGUAACUAUGAAUGUAGACAUAAAAUAACGUCUAAUAACAGUGUUUAGUGAAGUUUACAUCUAAAUGUCGUUUAAUAAGUAGCGUGAUUUCAUAUAUGACUGUUUGCCACCUGCCUACGUUCCGAGUGUACAUUUCAAAACAGUUUUCCAGUGUUUCGUUUUUAAUUGUAUUUCCUUGAUGUAAGUGAGACCUGGCUCAACAAGAGAAGCUGGAUUUUGCUUGAUUUAACCGAUGGGGACGUCGUAGGAGCAAAAGUUUUCAUAAGGUGACAUGCCAUGAGGCCGGUCGGUGCCUAAUAAAUUUAUAAAGAACUGACAGGCGUGAUUGUAAACAUACCAUUUUGUGAUUCUAGAAUGAACUUUUCUUCCGUUAAAUUAAUUUACAUUUCCCGUUCGUUUUGGAUUACGUUGAGUUUCAGCUGGGCUUCCAUAUGUUGCUAAAUACUUCAUGAUUUUCAUUUUUUUUCACUCGAUCUUCCAUAAAGACAGAUUCUGAAUCACCUGUAUGUUGAGAAUUUUAAAGUAAGAUUAUUCUUGAAGGCAUUUACUGAAUUAUCGAGUGUUCGAGCGCUCCUAUUCACGCAGAUGAUCGUUUGGGUCGCACGUGAAGACUCGUAGUUAUGCUAUUUGUGACUUACACAGCAAUCAUCGAGAAUGUCACCUUUGCGAUUUAUCCAGUGCUUCAAGCAAGACUUUAUUCUGGCUUUCAUAGAACUUUCCGUUGAACUAACAAACUCUUGGAUGACUUGUGUUGUUACGUUUCAUAUCUUCGUUGAGAUACACGGUCAAAAGAGAUGAUUAUGCUCAUAAACAGCAGGACGGUGUUCUGAAAUCUACUCUUCGUUCAAAUUUCGAAGUUCACUUUUAGGAAUCGUUCAAAUUUUGAUACAAAAACCAUGCCCUCAGCACGCAAGUCGCCGUUUGAGGGUUGUCAUAUCUGCCAGUCAACCACGCGGUGACCGAGGACACAUCUGAUAUAAUGCGAUGACUCUUCGGAUUGAAGCGGACUAACAAACUGCGAGUCACCAGGCUAAGUGUCGUGUGAGUUCGUCACCAUACGAUCGGGCCGCGGAAACUCAGCUGAAAAGACCUCCAAACGCGAAACAUACUCGCCGUACUACUAAAGAUUGGCCUAUGGGGAAUAAUUGUUAGGGAAUCUGAUUCCACGGCGAUAUUGGUUCGGUUAAAUUUCAGUAGCAUGUAUAUACCUAGUAGAUGUGCUAUUUCACGAAGCGUUGAAUGAAAUUCUGAGAUGAUUUGCCGAUUUGAAAGGGUUGUUUAAGUAGGGUGGUAACAUUAAUUUUCAUGCAGCACGAUCCCAGGAUAUUUUAGUCACACUGGGGUGCCGGCUUUUGAUCGAGCCCCCUUCCGGCGGCCUAUAAAAAUAUAACUGUAAAAAAUGGCUACUUAAGUAGUUUGGUUUUUUCACUUCGAUUUCCGGUGCAGUUACAAAUUUGAAUGCACUAUAAGAAAAAAAUGCGAAAAAUAUUUAUCUACUGUACUCAGUUGAUAGCAAAUCACGUCUCACUCAGAUUUUGCACUCGAAGAAGGAAUUUUCAUACACGUUAUCUUUAGUGUAUUUGAAUUUAUAGAGGCACCAAAAAUCAAAGCGAAAAAAACUAUACUACUUAAGCAGUCAUUUUUUACAGUUCAGUUCUUACAAAAUGCCAGAAAGAGGCUCGAUCAAAAGCCGGCAUCCUACUAUGAAGAAAAUAUCCUGGGAUCACGUCGCACGAAAAUUAAUGUUAGCACCUUACUUAAGCAACUUUUUCCAAUCGCAUGUACAUGCUAUGUCCCGGCGGGUGGAUAACGAGGGAGGAGCGCGGGUUGUAGGGGCAACCCUUCUAUUUUGACGGUCCGAGUAAUAAGUUUCGAACGCGCUAAAGCACGCAUUUGUUAUCGGACUCCUAACGGCCCUGAAACGCCUUAGACUUUGGCGUGCUGGUCGUUGAUUAUCUCUUUCGCGCUCAACAAACUCUAGCGGAAAAACCGCGAAUAUUUGGACUUUCUGCCUGAGAAAAGACACUAAGGUUGCUUAGUGAUGCAGUACAGGCUGAUUAGCUAGCUGUCUGUGCGUGUACGUUCUGCAGCCACCUUGGCCUGAUGUGCGUACGUGGCCGUGCUUCCUUUCGCUCAAAGUCGUAACUUCAUCCUGUUUCCGCCCUCCGCAACUGUUUACUUUUCGUGCGUAAUCGAUCAUAUCCUUGACCCCCUAUAACUUCAUGCACCUCCCUUAAUGCUCAAUUGUUUUGUGGCCUAGAUUAAAAAGUCACAAAUGUCCUUUGAAAUCCUGAAACAUUUCCAACGUGUACAAGGCAGAUUGGAAUGGCCGUUUUAAUCAAAACAGCCGACAUUAUCCAGUAGAACUUCAUCCCCCUCGACCAUUGGGGACCUCAUGUUUGCUGGUCACCCACCAUUUGUUUCAAGGAGACUAGCAGUUAUACCAUGAACCCACGCCCGGAUGUUGCCAUCAAGAAUUUUCAGUAAUAUGGGACUUCAGCGUAUACACACCGCUGGACAGAAUUUGGCUGCACAGUGAAAACCACCCACGCAUGUCAAGCUACAAUAUAAGAAGCAUUUAUGAGCCCAAUAACAUAACAUAUUUUCGCUUUUAUCUUUUUAACUUACUGGAACUCCGACCUCCAGAACGCCUCGAAAUGCCAUCUAAAUAUACGAAAUUCAACAUGUACAGGCUCUUCCAUGUCAUGUGUCUCGUUGUCGCCGUUAAACAUAAGCUAUUUGAGUUUGUGUAUAGACAUGUUGGGCUGGCGGAAAUUGUUUGCAAUUGUUUGCCGCGAGUAGAUCGGUGCAGAAGAAUUAAUGCCAAUGCCGCAAUCCACGCAUUGGUAUUCGAGUAUUAAAUGCUCCCGGACCCCGACAAACUCUUUAAACAAUCAGUUUUCGAGGGAUCGUUGUCUAUUCCCCUACACAGAAUUCAGUCAUUUAUGUCCUCAUAAAAGUGUUCAAUUCACAUCUCUGUCUCUCUAGGGCUCUACACUAGGCAAACUACGCUUACCCUCCUGGUUUAAAGGAAUUUGGAUGUAAAUCUACUGCCUCAAUAAACCGGACUUUGUGUCCAUUAUCCAAUGCGAGAUAAUAGAGCCUACUCCUUAUAUUGACAUACCCGAAUGCGAAUGCAUACUGACCGGGCGAACAUUGUUCGUACCGUAUGAAGGAGUUGCUAGCACGCAGUGCAGUAGAGCAAAUAAUCGAUUUCCACCAGGCUCGACGUUAUUGAAAUUGCAUUAGGCAAUCUACGCACAUACAGCUUCCCUGCGUAUUUGCCAAAACUGUGAUCUACGGACUUCAGAGGAUGUUAGGCGUAAAUUACUUUGUAGCAGCACUUACUUGAGGAGAAAACUCAUGAAGACACACUAGUUGGAGGUGCUGAUGCCGAAAUUCGGUUCGAUAAUAAUGCCAACACACUUGCAAGGUCCCAACUACAAACUGCCUGCAUAGUGUAUAUACAUAUGCUUGAAGAGUUGCAGGCAAAGCCCUUAAUGGCCUGUUAAUUUACAGAUAAUUUGCAUAUUUACAAUCAGCAGAAGAUCGCAAACGGUUAAAACUGUAUUCGAGUCAAAAGACGAUACAAUAAAAACGAUUGUUCUUGUUCAAUUUAUGAAUCAGUGCGUAGAGGAAGAGCGGACCACGAAAAGCCUUACAUGAUUGGCUGUAAGAAAUCGUGUUGUGGAAGACGUGUUUUCUCAGAACUCUUGUAAUCUAGUUUUCUUUUAAAACCAGACAUGGUGUCGCCUGUCACCAUCUCGCUUAAUAGCAAGCUCCAUGGCCUGACUACUCGUUGGUUGACGAAACAUUUUCUGAGAUCUGGUCGCGUUCACUUGCCUCUGACCCUGUGCUGAUGACCGCGCAGGUGAGUUGUGCAUGCAAAACCAAAACUCCCCAGUUUCAACGAGCAAUUAUCGUCAUGAACAAUCCGGACUGUCCAGAUGAGGCUAUGCAUUAAGGGCCUGCAUGAUAAGGGAAAUAAUUCUAACUCUUUCAAUCUGUCCUGGUGCGAUAAAUCGUUGAGACCAUCGACCAUCUUUGUUGCCCCGCAUUGAAUCUAUUCAAGGAGAUCAAUAUCUUUCUUCAUCCACGGUGUCCGGGCUGGCAUUCUGUAAUCCAAAUGUGUUUCCUUUAAGACGCCAAAUAUUUUUCCGAGGAGUUGAGGAGGAAGUAUUCUAAAAGCACCUCUGAUCCAAUGCAACAUACUGGUUGCCUUCUGAACCACCUUAUUACAGUGUUCUGACGGCAUCUAAUUCGCUGCCGUCCACAUGCCCAGAUCUCCUUGCUUUGUUAUAUCUUUUAAUGCAGUACCGUGAAGGAAACACUAGUGUUUUGCAGAGACCUACCGGCUGACAUAAAGAUGUAGGACCACGCAUUCGGACACAUUAAACUUAAGACGCCACCCGUUCGAUCAAACGCUCGGUCUGCCUCUGUUCGACGGCAAUUUUUGUGCGUCUUCGGGACAGUUGACUUCAGCGCAUAUUUUUAUCCUCGGCAAACAUGACAGCUUCACGAUUCAGCUCCCUCAUACAGUUGUGCACAUAGGUCAGGAAGAGCAGUGGGUCUAGAGCAGAUCCACUACUAAGUAGAAUCGUCAACUAAACUCUCUGCGCUCUAGGGAACGGGAGGCCUUAGAUCCAUUUGGGCAUUCCGCCUUGAAUUUCUGUUUCCCAAAUCGUUUGUAAGAGAAGUUGGUGUGGUACACUAUCGACGGUCUUCCUGAAGCCAAAAGUACUGCAUCCAUUGGACUGCCCCUGUCUGCGACCCUCGUAAGUCUUUCAUGCUAGCCAAGAAUACGCCUGAGGGAAGACCGUCCUCGGUGAAGGUCAUGCUGGACAUCAUACAAUAGGUCGUUUUCCUCCAAAUAGGCCGUUGGGUAUUUUUUUAUAAUGUCCUCCAUUAUUUUGCAGGAGAUGCAUGCUAGACUAAGUAGGCGGUACUUUUCAGCAUUUAUCCCCCAUCCUCCCUCGUAGGUUGGGGCGAUAAGUGCACUCUUCGAUUCGUCUGAGAGGUUGCCUACUUCUGAAGACUCCUGGAAUAGUGGUUCGCAUAGUUUAUUGGCAGGUUACCGAAGUGUGAUUGCAGGUAUUCACCCCGGAUAGGGCGAUUUUGUGUUUGCGCUUGUUUUUAUUUCCAGGCACUGAGUAGAGGAACGAAGAAAAUGGACACAGCUGCUGUCUCACUCUUCUCCUUCUUCGUCAGUUCACCUCUGUUAUUGGUUACCCAGUCGCAUUGUGACACGCAAAUGUUUGCCUGUUCCACACCCACACCACCAAAUUUGAUGCUUGUUUACUCCGCGAAGCCAGAUGGACCAGCGUGAGCUCGCGGAAGGAUAUUCACUUUCUUCAGCCGUUGCCAUAUACGGUUCACGUAAACACCGUCUUAAUGCGGUAGGUUUCGACAGAACGUAAGAUCUAGGGGUAUCAUCAGAACACCAUUUCGAAAGAAUUCUGCAAUGGUCAACAAUGAACUAACUGCGGAGAAGGACUACACCCAAAUGUUAAAUUUAUGCUGAAUCUGGUGGUACUCGCAUCAGGCAGGUGUCACAGUGUUUCACUUGGAGCGAGCGCGUUCGACUGGAAGAAUGUCAAGCCUAGCUUACGUUCCUCCGAUAAGGCCUGCCGAUGCAAAUGUUCGUUAGUACAUCAGUUAACGACGGAGAACUACGCAAACAUACAGGAGAUGUAUACUACUGCCACGAUUACCUGGACUGACACAGGGAGCGUUCUGCUGUCGUUAAAAUUUCGGUUUAAAGUGAGUGGAACCAGCCGGUUUUAAGAAAGCGCAACUGACGCUUUGCACUUACUUUGAUAUUUUCGAGCAAUUCGAAUGUCCUAAGCUACUGGCUACGUAACUCAGCUCAUAGCUUUUGUGUUUUUAUGUGUAUUGAACGUCCAGGGACUGGUAUGGAAGCGGACAGGGAUACUUCGAAUGCGGAAGUUUGCCAGGGCGAUUUAAGGAAGUCAUCUCGGGUCGAGUUAAGCGGUCUCAGUGCCACUAAAUCCAAAGUGAGCAGCCGUAGGAGGCGUUGGAGAACUCAACAGUUGUGCCGCCUAAAAGGGACCCUCGAAGGAUGGAAUGGAAUAGAUAAGAAACUGACGGGCAGUGGUGUACUCUUUUGGAAGUUGAAUGUUUGAAAGUCAGUAGGACCGGAGGACACAAAGUGGCGCCUUUAACAUCAGAAAGUAUAAAAGUAAGGAUUUCUUAAUGUGGGGAAGUCAUGUUUUGGGGUUGUACAGAAGACUAAGAGCCAUAGAGCGGACUGAGCACUUUUCCCCUCAAUUCAGAAUGAAAAAAUUGAAAUUUGCUUAUUCAAACUUGUUCCGAGAGUAACGCAUUUCGGUAAGAAUAAAGUAUAUGACCGGAGUAGGGUUACUAUCGUGAACUGCCUAUCUACAUAGUCGUUGUUCGGCUGAGUUCUCGUUCGAAGCCCAGUCACGCUCUUCGACGGCUCUAAGCCCGGCGGAAUGACACUCCUUGAAGUAAACCGCCUAGAGGACACAGUGCUGCAAACGUGUCAGUAUACACUUAUCGUUCUGCACCCCCACAGGCAAUUCUUCAGUAAAAGGGAACAGACUUGUCCGCAGUUGGGGGGAUGCAAGAGUCGUUUUUCCAUGCCUAUUCCCACCGUCCACAUCGCCGUCCUUUCCGGGCAACCAAGGGAGAACAUUAUGACACGACCUAGUCCCUUACGUCCGCAAUACGGUCCGCGCUGUUCAGCCCAGAUCAAAGGCGUGGUUAGAUCGAAGUUGUUAACCAGGAAUGAGGAGGCGGACAGCCAGGUCCCCCUCGUACGGGAAUGGUGGGAAAGAGGUUAUGCAGGUGGAAUAAAUGAAAGGGCUGGUAGAGGAAUGGUGGAGUUUCUGGGAAAAAGUAAAGUUACCGAAGGAAGUGUUGGGAAGCAUUAAGAAUGUGGAAUAAUGCCAGAAAUUCAAAACCUAUCCUUAGCCCUAAAAUCCAACCCUCACCGCAACCGUAAAGCUCUCAAGCCUAAGCCUCCAAACCGAAAAGUAACCCAAAUCCGAAAACCCAACACUAACCCAAAACCUAGCCAUAACCCUAACCCUAACCUUGACCGUAACCCUAACGUGAACUAUAACGGGAACCUAAACCGUAAUACUGAAACCUGACCCUAAAAUGCAAACCCUAAUCCUAAAACUUAACCUACGCCUAACCCUAAACCUAACCCUCAAUUAACCCAUCAGCCUGACCGAAACGGGCGACCUGCCUAACUCAGUAAGAGCACACCUACUGAUAUCAAGUUCCCUAGACAAGGUAAGCACACCUAUGUGUAACAAGUACGUACGUCGACAGUAUCAACGUAUAAUGUCUGGCUACCAAAUGCGAUCUUACCAAAGGCGUUCCUACACCACGUCUACGUGGGCACCUGCCGCACUGCCGGACAUGGGGCCUCCUUCGCGUAGUUUCUUGUUAAGGCAUCCCCAGUACGCCUCUAUUGGGUCCCACCCGUAUAACCUUACUGCCACCAUUCCCUUAAGACACGCUUCACUGGUUACCUUUUUCUGGCCCUGAUCGUAUACUUUAUCCUUGUCCGCAUUUCUUCCAAGGAAGAAAAUUUUACUCAGCUUUAUUAUUUUUAUGGCGCCUACCAACACUGCCUGCAUCUGGGUCCUAAACAUUAAAAUUGUCAUCAAGGGCUGAUAUUAUUUAGAUUCGAUACAUUCACAUACCUACUCGACAUGCGUAAACUUUGGUUCCGUGCCCCCUUCCCGAUGCAGUGAAUUCGAGCUGAACCUUACAUGGUGGAACCAACUUCAUCCAUCGCAACCCAUACACACCUACCGUAUUCCAGAUGAACAACACGAGGCCUGCAGAGGCGAUAGCGAGAUAACUGCGGCGUCCGGUACGCAUUCUCAGACCGUCAACGUGCGCACGCAAAUUUCCCACUGUCCCACGGACUGUGUGUGGGUGUUUUGGGACAAAAAGUGGUUUUCGUGGAAAACGGCCGCGAUCCGCCUACGGAUCAUGCGAAACCUCAAUACUGCAAUCUCACAGGUGAGUAGUAUUGUUGAAUUUUCUGCGGCAGUUGGUGAAAAGUACUCGUCCCCGGGAACGAUAAAUGUCAGGACGGCAGUACAGGACAUGCCUGAGAAAUCAGAUAGUCUCAGAUCUUACCGAAGACGUAGGCCACUGGCCUGCAAUUAUAUUUGACCGCAAAUACUUCGCAACACAAUUUAUAUGAACAGUUUUCCGACUUAAAAGUUAAGCCAGUAAUUUCUUCAAUCUUUCAGUCGAUUUAAGCUUUUUUUAAUUACCAGAGAGUUUUAAUUUUACCGGGCUGCAAGGUCAAGCAGAUUACGUAGCUUUCGAACAGUGAGCUCGGACCACCAGCAGACCAGAUUGUCUGAUGAGGAAAGACUAGGACUGUGGUUAGGCAUCGUUUGGUAGGCAGUACUGGCAGCUGUCGGAAACAAACUCGCAGUCUUUAGGUGUGUUUUCGGUCCGAAGAGGAAAAGGUGAAUAUGGAUGAAUGCGAUGUAGGGACAGAUAGGAUUAUUUUGCUUUUAAUGAAUAUAGGAUUUAAAGUCUUUUAACCAGUUUUGAGGCGCAAAUGAGAAUAAUUUCAAAGUAGGUUGUUGUUCCUUUGACCUGAUCCACUUGCAGAGUAAUAUUUAUUAAGGCAGAGAGUUACUGUGCAAAUCUGCAUGUGUUGGUGAUCAUUCCUUCUACAUUCUUGAACAAGACAGAGUAGGUUUCACACACCUUAACCUCAGCUUAAUUUGAUCAGCCUCUGUUCAACUGUCUUCGGCAGUUUAAAACUGCUUUUUCAAGAUAAAAAGGAACUUGUCUAUUCCGUCCCGCAGUCGGUGAGCGCCACGCCACGUGACUUAAAUACGGCGAGUUCUGAUUAAUCAAACCUCGGCUUCAUCGCGUCAACCGCUAAUAUGAGUCACGUCUAUUUUAAGAGCAUAAGCAGAAAAUAUGCAGAACCGCGAACCGGGUCUGCCUAUUGGGGACACCACUACGCUUAAUUGGCCUUAACUAUCGAAUAAGAAUUGAAAGACAUGUGACUACGCGAGAUUUCUGAAUUUUUGACAGACCAGGUGGCGAUCUGUUUGCCAGAAGUUCAAUCAAACAUUGUAAUACGAACUGCUCUGCAGUCCAACAGGUCUUGCGCUAAAUUCCAGCGGGUUCCCAUUCCCGUCUUUUAACUUUAACCUAACCCCAAACCUAACUCUGCUAUCCCUAAACCCAAUGCUUACACGAACUCUCGCAAACCAAACCCUGGCCAUAACCCCAACUCUAACUUCCCCUGGAAUUUGAGGCAAGACCACCUGUAAAACUGGGGUGUCCACAUUGUCGUCCCAAUUCCCAAGUCCAGUCGAGUGGUUUGCAUAGACCUACAGCCUAUGCGGCGUCGUGUGUGACCCAUCGAGCAUGGUGAUGACAUCAUCCGGUGGGGCAGCUUGGCGGCUCAGGACGGCCAAGCAGAGGGGACAAGAUUAUAUCCAGCGCCUGUCGGUAAAUUGAUGUUCACCGGCUGACCAAAACUAGCUUCUAUCAGUCUGGCGAGACAAGGCUGUGACGUGGGGAAAAAGCGUAACUCUGACGGAUACGAUUGCCCUGUUUAGUUGGAACAGACGCCAACAGCCGAACAUUCUUCACCGCCAGAUUGCGGAGGAAAUAGGCGUGACAGCGUCUACAAGUGCUCGUUUGAAACGACGGCGAGAGUAAAUGGGGGGCGGGAAUGCACCCUGCCUGCUAGGUGCCACUGAGCGCCCAGAGACGGAUUCGGGCUGGGACGUACUCAGACGCUGGUGAAACCCUUAGUCACUCGUUCUUCAUUGUAGAUCUCAGCAACGGGUCAGCUGCUUAUUCACUGAGAGGAUUGGAUAUGCAGCUUACUUCUUUCAGCUUGUCGGUUGUGCCAAGUGGUUCUGUUGUAAAUAAUUGUAUUGGAUUUUGGACAAGCUACAUAAAACCGCCUAUAUGUGUUAUAAUCAUAAAAUGAUAGGUCUCUUCAUCUAUCCUUGAUCAUAUGAUGUGAUGAAUGUGGCAGCUAAUUAAAAAAUGCACGCAACAAUGCUAAUUCAACUGUUUGGCAUGAAAAGGAAAAUUGCUAUCGUUUUCGCGCAUAAAUACGCUAUGUUAACAAUGCCGCAAUGUUCCUUUUCAAAACUCUUGCAUAAAACAUAGGUUCCAUAUUUUUCUCGCAAGACAAAAAAUUGUCAUAUCAGAAGGCAAAAGUGGAAUUCUUUGAAUAAACUCCUUCCAUGCUAAGCUGAUUGUGUGGCAUUCAGUUGUCUUAAAAACCUUUACCUUAUUUUUUUUUGUUUUUCCCCAUUUCGACGUAAUCAAGGUUUGUAUCCAUAAGUCCGUAGCUCUUUUUUGAUACGGCAGUAUAAGACAGUUCGAUCGUCGUUACCGACGACGUCCACCGUGUGCUCCACAGCAAGGUGAGAUCAGGCACGGUGACUUGCGCGCGAACUAGUCCAUAGUGUUAGCAGGCUUGCACUGCAUUUACCACACCCACUGAUCCUUCCCCACCUGGGCUCGAUGUCAAGACACAGUCAAGUAGAUCGGAGGCGGGAAAGGGCGGAGGUGGUUGACACGACCGGACCCGCACCUAGGCGUACCACCACACGCCCUUGUCCAAAACAAACACGACAAAAAUCUGUCAGAAAGAGGAGGCUGGCACAAAUCACUGGGCAACCACGCACACGGCCUGUAUACCCAGCCGAAGCGCCAGCCCAUCCAUCGGCAGGGAACCACGUGCCCGAGAACCGUCAGCGCGCACCAGACUGCGAGAGCCAUGGCUUAUUGAAUCAUGACAUGGUAGACGCGCAUAAUCUUUAAAGCCCAGAAAGGUGGGACACGGCCCUGCAUUUGGCCUGGGUCAUCACCAUUCAAAGGCCGGGUAACAAGUAAGCCAUUGUCCGAGAGGCGCCACCCAUACACACACACACACACACACACACCUCACAUGCGUGACUGUGUCAGAGGUCACGUUGAGGAGCCGUUGCAGUCUGGCUCUCAACCCAUCAGUCCACAACUCCAUACACGCACAACCGGACAGACUGCGUGGACUGAGUUGAGGUGCCGGUCGGCAAUUUUCCAAGUCCAUCGAUUGGGGAGUGAGAGAUGUCGCGAUGUUGACGGAGCUGGCCACUGUAGUUGACACAGCGGCUGGGGCGGGGCGGAUGAUGUCGGUUAUUGAUGGCGGCGAGUUAGUGACAGUGUGAUCGUCGCUGACGGGUAUGCGAUACGAGCGGGAGUGGAAGAAUUUGACGUUGCUAUGUUGUUUAUGCAUUGCGUCCUACUUCUUAAUAAUACAUAGUGUCAGACUAGCGAUUUUAUCUUGCAACAAAUAGUUGUUUUAUUAAUGAUUCGAAAAGGUUGCUAGAAACCCUUUAACUUUCGGGUUUCGGUCAUUUCCUGUAAUCGUUGGUGUAAGAGACGGAUUUAGACGUUUUCCCUGUGUUUGGUUAAUCCGCGCUUUACUUUACUGCCAUAGUAUUCGUCAGUAUUUGAACCAGAAAUGGGCCAUUUGUCAACGGCACUUUAGGGCACAAAAUCGCACAGAUCUGCUAAUUUGAAUCCUAUAACUCGAAAAAAACAUCUGGUUCUUUUAAAAUAACCUUUGUUCUAGGAAGUUGAUUACCACGGUUACCAUCGCACAAAACAUUAAUUUCCAAAACCCCUGUUUAUUUAAACUCUCUGGAGUAAAUUACUCUCCUUCCAAGGGAAAACCAGUUCAGAUGGGCAACCGAAGUCCAGAACAGGUAUUAGCAUAGGAAGUUGUCGGAUCGUACCGCGACGUCCAUUUUUGACCAAAUUUAUGAAUAUUUUGCUUGAAACAAACUACGUUGACCCAAUUUCUGCACAAGAUGAGGACAUUUCCUAAAGGCGGCUGCGUGGGCAAACAAAAUGCGCAACGUUUAAGGCGUCCUAAAUUCUUGCACGAGGUUCUGUCACCAGGUUUCAUGAUAUAGGUCACGUAUUGUAACUAUUCGUAUCAUUUACUCUGGAUGCCCUGCAAAAUCUCAGCGUCUGGAGCUAACGCUAAUGGACAUCGACCGACGAAACCCCGCCUACACCCUUUUGCCUGAAUCACCCCUUUUGAUGGACCCACUUCCCGGCGAUGCUAUAGGACCAGUAACCGAAUCCCAAACCCUCCAGUCAACCAGUCCUAGCGAUCCAGAGCGCGGAAUCGGCAUUCCGGAGGACGCUUCCAAACGUCGUAUCCCCAGCCUAUCAUCAGAUUCGGACAGACAGACGGAUGGCACCUACAUUCGUUUCGGUUCCGGGUGAGUUAACAUUAAGCCUGAACUCGUGCUUACCACUUCAAUGCGGUCUGUCACUGUCAGAGAAUAUGUCAGAGUCGUUCAAACCCCACUCGAAUUCGCCACUUCCAGGCUAAUAAAACCUAUACCACCCUUCGGGUAGCCCAACACGACAGUUGGAUCGUCGCGAAAGACAUCGUCCAGCUAGAGUAUCACGGGGUGAACACAUCACCAACAGCCUCUAAUUUGCUGCAGCACACAUAUAAAGGCAGUUGAAAAUACAGCCUCUCCCACCAUUUCUUUCUUUGAUGUGACUUAACACCGUCAGCACACGCCGUGUCCUCUCCAGCGGCCACUGCUUAGACAGCAAUGGCAGAUGUUAUCCGCAGUAAAUCCCACAUUCUAGUGUUUUCGGCCAUAUCUUGCUAACUGAGACAUGACCUGACAAUUAUGACUCUCCGAAGUACAAUCGCCAUCUUAGACACCAAACAGUCACCAGAAGUCAAGGACUUGUUUGUCAAUCAUACAAAAUCUUGUCAACGUGAUUUUAAUAAUCACGCCAGUCGUUUUAUAUUGAAAAAGGCGCUGGCGAAGUUUCACGAGUGAAGAAGACAUUCAGCCUCUCGAUUGUUUCACGCCAGGGAAUCUAAAGUGUGCUCUGCGAGACUUAACCUCGAGGUUUCGUCGAGUCAACAGAGGCACUGCUCUUCUUCUGUACGCCAUCUUGCAUGCAUCAUAUGUUCCCACGUCGCUUAGGUAACCAAGUAGCGGGUGUGGUACAUUGCACUGGUGAUCUCCAGGACUAAAAAUCAGAGUGACAACGCUUACGAGGUAGUUUUUAUCAGGCAGGAGCACACAUGAGGCUGAUAGCCGACGCUGACAGGAGUCGGUAACCGGCUUAAACUGGAAGCGUCUGGAGGCCAUGCUGCUGAUCAAAUGACCAGCCGGCGACCUCCGAGCCGGCAACAGUAGGUCAUCACCAGCGCCAAUAAGAGAAGCGGUUACGGUGUGUGCAGCUGUCAGCACGGGCAGACAAAAGAAUUGGCGUAGUUCUGGAGCGGCGGCACACCUGAGCUCAACCCCAUGCGCUAUCAUAUGUGUACCUGCGUUUAACGCCAUUUGCUAAUUCGUUUUGUCGCUGCAGUCUACAAAUGCGACCCGUAUCAUGUGCUUUUAGUCCAUAAACUACGUUAGUACUGAAUCUGACCGAUACAGUGUACACCCUGGCAACCCAGGCUCGAUCGGAAUGGUAUUGCAAAUUAAAAACAUGCUAUAAAUCCCCAACAUAAACGCAAAACUGAUUUGCCACAACAAGGUGAGACCCUAGUUUACUUCGAAUUGCGUAGAGAUAAAGGGAAAUAUUUAUGCUUUUGUCUUCCAGUCACUUUUUUAUUAACCGAGGUACUUGUGUGUACCCAUAAGUCCAACGCUUCUAACUCUCGUUGUGACCAAUAGAUGCUCCAGAACGGGAACCACACGUACGGCACUGUCGAGGUUCUAAUUUUGCACAGUCUACCCUUGCUGCUGACUGUCUUCUAGAACUUUUAAAACCAAUAAAUAUUGCUGUCGAAACAAUACUCAGAGUCGGACGUUACCACUCGCCGCCUGUCAGAAUUCGGUGAUAGCGGUUUCGUGAUCUACGACUUUAAAAACUCAAUUAGAAGUUAUUUCACUUUACUGACCCCCUAAUGUCAUUUCUUCGUCCCCCUAGACCUAGUUCUCCAACCAACGACCCAAUGUCGCCACCGAGCUCGCCACCGAAGGAUAGAGCGUAUUUCUCCGAUGGUUAUGACAUUUUGGACGAAAUCGAAACCAAACGGAAAAAGAAGGUCUACCGACAGUGGGAGCGGUCUUACGAUACGCGCGCCUUCAAUCUCACUUCGGAUGAGCUGGUGAGAUGGUCAUGAUUUGGCUCAUGUCGCUCCAUGCGUCGAUCCAACCUAUUUGUUUGCCCUGGCUGUGCCAAGUAGUAUGCUCCCGGGUUUCCAAAGUCAAUCAAAUAGCCACACGUUUUCGCCAUUAAAUAACUGGGCGUGGCCACCGGUGUCAGUAACCAAAAUUACACCCGGACUCAUUUAGCCCCUUAACUCAAUGAAUGUUCCAAUUCUGCAGUGAUAAUCGUGUAUGUCGAAUGUAUCGUAUGGACCGUAGUCAACUGGAGGUCAUAGUUGGGAUAUUUGGCCACGUCAAUAGCCAUGCCCUCGGAUCAGAGUAGCAGCUUUCAUUGCAUUGUACGACAGUACGACCGUCAAUUUAGACGAUGUCCACCAUAGGGUCUCCAACAAGGUGAGAGCACGGAUGAGGACUUGCGCAUGACUCAGUUUAUAGUGGUAGUAGAGUUGAGCAGCACCUGCCGCACUCUCUCCUCCCACCUCGACCCGGUAUCAAGACAGAGUUAAAAAGACCGGACGUGGGAGAGAAAGCAAGUAGCGGACACGGUAAAACCCGCACCUAGGCGUACCACCACAAAUAUUUGACCAUAAUUUUUAACAACAACAACAACAACAACGAAGAAGAAUGGUGACGGCAGAGAUCCCAACAGGUGCGGCGUGAUCCUGCGGCUGGGCCUGUCACUGCACGCCGAAUGUUGGCAUUCCCGAUACCACCUGCCAGAAUCCGAUGCGGCCCCCGUGUUGGUCCGCCUCAUCUGGCGCGUGGUUCGUUUUGGGGGCAAAUUGCAUUAUACUACCAUAGAACAACAGAUCCCUUUUAAUGGUUUAGAGCUAAAUUGUCCCGUGUAAGACUUUCAAUGAGCAAUAUAAGCAUCCCUAAAGACUUUUAUUGUGGUAUUUACGGAGAAGAGACUUGUGCGCGACGGGUGUAAUUCAAGCGUUUAUCAGGCCUUUCUCUCAGUGCACUUAAAUUAUGGGACAACCUAGUGUUACUCAUUCCUCUUGUAAAUUCAUAAAAAAAUAGAAAAUAACUGCUCUCGCCUCUUUCCCGUGGGGUCAAGUCAUAUUUGCUGUCCUCAUUUCACUUUAGAAAUCUCUUAAUUUGAAUGAAGGCCUUAAUGAGGCAACGUUCACGGUCACCAGCAAGUAUCAAGGAACAGUUUGCUGCCAAUGUUUGAUCUACCUUUGGAAAUCUACUGAUAAAAUUGUGAUAUCAGAUAUCGAUGGGACAAUAACAAGGUAAGCAGACAUCCACAUGAAUUAUUUGUUAAUUACCUUUGAUGCCAAGCGUGCGCCGUUUAUAUUUACCUUCUGUGGUUCCUGGGCAUGACUAAGCGACACAAUUUUAUAGACGAACAUUCAAAACAGUCCUCUUUUGCGUGUAACGUGACGUUAUUAUCGGUUAUCCUUAAACCAUCAAUAAGGAUCGGUGCAUGAGCCACUGAACACCAGUUAUACAUAGUUUGAACGCUAAAAAUCGCAGCCAACAAGGUACGAACCCUCGGUUCAGAUGGUAGACUGUCUGACUCAAAAGUCAAUUGAUCGGGGGUUCACACCACGGCCAUAUCGGUCUGGGUUCGAGGAGUGGUUUGUCGGCCAGAAUGAAUAAGCCAUAAGUGGUCGUCCCAGUUUGUACAGUUUUUGUUGGCGAUAUUGUACAAAGACUAACUGAUCCUCAUUACAUGGUCACCCGUAGUGAUGCUAGAUCAGUGAACCAAGGCAAAACUGGAAGCCAAAUUCCAUCCUUCAAUCGGAUCAAGUCCGUAAACGCCACUGUCCCAUGGUCAUAAAAUAAUUAUUGUUUCUGAUAUUACCAGGAAUUAUCCAAGGUGGGAGGAACAAUUCUCCCGUUUAUCCAGACUCGACCAAAGGUAAAAUGUCACCAGGCAUACCCUGUGCGACCAAUUUCAGAUCAUUCUUGUGUCCCCCAAAAGAACUGUGCUGCUGUUGUUCUGGCCAAAACCGGGCCGUAGUGACUUAUGAAAUGCAUUUUUCACGCCUAUAUCGCACUGUCUUCUCCUCCCCCACCUGGGCCCGGUGUCAUGACCAAAUCAAGAAGACCGGAGGUGGCUGGCGCGGCUGGAGCAACCCAUAGGCAUGACGCUACACGUGGCUCGAGUCCCACUAGGAGAGGAUGCCGUAUAGGCCACGUUAAGGAGGAGCCAGUGCAGUCUGACCCUCAGUCAGCCAGGCCACACGAGGCUCACUGUGAGGUCCAAGUUAUACCCCAUCAGUUGGCAACGAUCCAAGUCACGGCUUUUAGUGCGCCAUGAUAGCUUCAUGCGCGUCAGAUUGCUUGUAGGGAGGAAGGUUCUCUGAUACAUCGACCUCACUCUCUAUUCCCAUUCUCACGACCCAGUCAUUGUCAGAACCGGUCAGUUAUCUGGUGCGGAGAAGGGGCCUAGUGGCUGACAUAGCUAGUGACCUCGUCUGCGCGUGCCACGUGUACAACCUGCCCAUCUCCAGUCAAAAGCACGGGGAUUUCAAACAAGAGAUGAUGGGCUGCAUGCAGUUCGUAUGCCUGGAAGUGACGGAGGUCAGGUUCAGAGGGAGUCGUUGCAGCAUGACUCUUAGCACACCACUCCGCACAAGCACACGGGGUUGAUUGCGAGGUCUGACUUCCAUCGCCAAUUAGCAAUCUUCCAGGCCACGGCGCUUGGCGCAGCUUGAUAGUCUCAGGCUCGUGGGCACUUACCUACCGUCACAAAUAUUCAUUACAGGCCUUAGAUGGAGGCUGACGUCACGCUAGCCACCGCAUCUCAUCUCGUCGUCCGUCAAUUGAAGGACUUGUAGAACCCACAGGUGCAUGGGGAUGGGAAAAGGGAGUGAGGUCGAGGCAGUUCUGCCGCGGUGCUCCACACCUCUAUACAAAUAAGCUAACGCGUUCCAAUACUAACAUGACUCAUCCUACCUCCUUAGUGAACGCUAGCGAUGUUGGAACUGCAAAAUAACAAAAUUGGCUCAGUUGAUUGAUGCUGUCUGCGUUUUGACACCCCUGACCCUGUGGUACAUUUAAAGGACAAACGCAGUUGCGCUGUUUUUCUUUAAUACGAGAUAGACAAUGUCACGUUAUACCCGCACAAAGUUGGGUCUGAUGCCAACGAUUCGACUCCGCCCUGGUGCAUUCAUUCAAGUUUUGCACUUGGUGAAAGCCUAUCCUUCUCUUAUUUUGACGCAGGUCCGACAUACUUGGACAUCUCAUGCCAUUGGUAGGUCUUGAAUGGAUCCACAAUGGCGUGACGCAACUCUAUAGAGAGAUUUCGCAGAACGGAUUCCAUAUCAUGUACGUUUCGGCACGAGCUAUCGGACAGGCAAAUGCCACGCGGACUCUGCUUGAGGAUCUUGUGCAAGAAAAUGAAGGUCUCCCACCCGGUCCCAUUAUACUCUCGCCGAACUCGGUGAUCAAGACCAUUGACAUGUGAGUUACGUGACUGUAUCUGCCCGACAGGCAGUAUAUGACAUAAGCUGAGCUAAGACAGAGAAUGCAAGUCUGCAGCAAGUAAGACUGGCCAGUUAACCUCUCUGCAUGUUGACAUCUGCGUCGAAGCAUACUCUACCCCGCCAAUUUUCGACGUUGACUCCCUAGGUUGUUGUAAAACAUAUAUCAAAUGUGCAAGACAGUUAGGUUUAGGGAUAAAUGGUCGGGUUAUCUGAUUUUGAAGGGCUGCUCGGACUUCCUUAAAAGGGCAGAUACCAACAAUCUGAGCUUUGCUCGGACAGAAGUGUGUUCGGUAUUUACGGUAUUCUAGGCGACGUUGCAGGUACAGUCGUCUCUUUGUUGGCAGUUGGUAGUCAGACGUGUGCUUGAGAGCGUAACUUGGUCCGAGCCGAAAACUCGGCUAAAUCGCAGUUCGUAGUCAGGAAUUGAGAAGCGGACGGCGACCUUAAUCCUAAUCCUAACCUCAACCUUAAACGUUAACCUUUAACCCUACCGGCGACCCUAACCCUAACAGAAAUCGUAAACGUAACCGUAGCCCUUAGACAUAGCCGUAACUGGAAAAACUAACCGUAAUACUGAAGCCUAAUCGUACGCUCAAACCCUAACCGUAACCCGAAAACCUAAGCCUAAAGGCAUAACCCUAACCCGGAAAUCAUCAACCGGUACCCUAGUCCUAACCUCAAACGUAAAACGGAAGCCAAAUGGGUAGGAUGUGAUGAUGGAAGCCCACAAAAUAGCUCCAGUAAACAAACCCCCAGUCACCUGUAAUACGGGGCCUGGCUACCAACUGCGAUCUAGCCGAAAACGUCCAUCAUCGGGACGGUUAGUUUUUGACCAUAUAAGCUCCAUUCCUUCUUAGCGCCUGGUGACUUCCCCAUAAUUUUUGUGGUAAACUAAUGGGCAUAAUGAUCCACCAGUAUUAAUGUUUAAUAGGACAUUUGGAAAUGGAGAUUUCUCUUCAAAAUUCUUCUUGAGCGAAAUAUUAUUCCCUGGGGAGGUUGGCAAUUUUCAGACUAUACCUCUUAGCGUCAACAAAUUCGUCAUCUACAUGAUGCAGACACUGUUUGGGGUUAAACAAGGAAAAAACGUGUGUGUGAGUAAAUGCCUUUAAUUUUUCGAAGAGUUUCAAUGCGCGUUUGAAAGCCGCAUUCGCCUCCUACACACCUACAUAACGCACUCAAAUCCAACGGAACUAGCAAUUGAUCAGUCAAAUCAAGACGACCUGUUUUUUGCCAGCGGUUAAUAUUUGCGUUCCUUUAUGCAUAACUGCUUGUGCUUAGGAAGAAUGGCAAAGCCUCACACUCAUCACGCCCGUAAGUCGCUAGGAGCUCAUGCAUAGUGGUUUUUCUUAGAAGAUUUUGCAAGUUGCAACUUGAAUUGAAUCAAAUGAUGAAAAGACGAUCAAAGACUGAACUGGAAACAAGAAAAAUGAGCCAAUCUGUUAUUACGGCGCGUUAAAACUCUUUUUCUCCACCAAGAAACAUCAUCAACCGUUUGAGGUACCAAGUUGACUUUGAAACAUCUAACUUACUUGUAUACUUUUAUGCACAAAUUUAUUUUAAUAGAUUCCAAUGCAGAGGUAGAGAUACGCUAACAUUCGGGAGCUGCAUCACAAAUCGGGUAGUAUUAUUUCCAGUUUGCACAAAUUUGGCCUAAUUUGAACGACUUCGCCCUAAGCUAGAGCUGGUAGCCCGUCCAUUACUAACCACUCUGAUCAUACUCAUCAACGUUUGUAAUUUGGGUGGAAUGCUUUGGUUAUCGGCGCUAUGACGUAUCCGGAGGUGAUCGACGAGUCCAGACAGUUUACUGCUAACAAGACAGCGAAUAACUCCGUCAGUAAUAAUCAGUCAAAGAUCACCAACGAAAACCAACCUUCACCUGAUUUCAAUAAAAACACGCCUGGUGUUUUUAAAGCCUGUCCUGAGUAUUUGAAUGCCACACUACGAAGUUAUGUUGCAGAAACUGUUGUUUAGACCUCAUUCCGUCUAACUUUAUAUGAGGUUGGUUUUCAAGAUAUCACGGACUGGGAAAUUUCGCGUUUCAAUAUAAACAUUGUUGGUGGUUAUUGAUGGACAGCUUUCCAUGUGUUGCAUGAGAAGUUCUCAACUUUCAGCACGAACUUUGACGUUGCCGGAAAAAAGCUCCUCUUUGACGUACAAAUCCUUACUGACAUACUAUCGAAUCACAUGCUGACUUCUGAGAUGCUGAGAAGUCCACAUUCUCUUGCCCAGGUUUCCUACCAUCAGCUUCCUCUUUCCGUAUUGAGAUGAUCUGCACUCGUACAUCUCAACAAAUCCUAGUGUGGAGAAUUUUCCACUUCUGGAAUGUUUUGCGUCGAAACAAAACAUGCUCCCUUAAUUUAGUCACAGUCUCUCACACCGCUGUAGCUCGGUCGAUAGCAAUUUAGUGUUUUUGACACAAGCCAACACACGCGUUAAAAAUUAAAUACCAUAGAGUGGAUAUGCAUGAAUUCACAUCCGUAUCGUAACGAUGCGGAAAACUACUUAGCGACUUCCCGACGAUUUGAGAAUUCACAUGCUGCUUGGUUCAAACUGCCCACCGUUGUCCUGCCUCCCCUCCCCCCGACAAUCUGAGUUGACAUUUUUCGACAAAUUUCCGCGCGUAAGAAAAUCCCUUCCCAAUCGUACGUUUUUCCUCUAACCAUUUCAUGCGGCCCUUCUUUUAACCGCAGGAAAAAUUACUUUGCUCAAGGUUAUAAGCCUAACGUAUCUCGUAGUUUUACUAGCCAGCAUUUUCUUGACUCAGGCAAGAUCAAAUCAAGGGACGUUGGUCCGUAAGAUUCUCAUGGACAGCUGACCCCUAGAAUUACUGUCAGAUGCUCCAUCUUUGACCCAACGCAACAACGCUUGCCGUUCGCGCGAAGUGGCCGAUAGCUAGAUUUUUCAAUACGACCUCAAAAUGUAGACUUACGAGAAUUUAGGAACGCUUCUGAGUGUUUGUCUGAAUAAUAGGCUUUUCUUGUGAUUCACAGAACGAACAAUCGCGUAAUUUAGCGUAGCUUUUAGCCGUGGCUGAAAUGGUACAGCGCCGGCAGCGAAGUCAGGUAAUGUUGGAGAUAUGUAUAGCAUCCUGCUAGAAAACAGCAUACACGGAAGGCCAGAGAACCCUUGGAGGAAAACGGCCGGUCGGUCACACUGACGAAAAGUAGUGGACGCUUCCAUAAGCAUAAAAACUUUAAAUUGGCGUGAUACUAUCUCGUCCUAACUGAUACUUCGCUCAUUUUGUGCAGGGAGGUGAUAAAGAAAAGACCCCAGGUUCUGAAGAUUAAGAACUUGAAGAGAAUUCUCCGACUCUUUCAGAGGGACGAUGACACAGUCAACCCCUUCAUCGCCGGGUUCGGCAAUAGAGUUAGCGAUGAGGACACUUACCGUGCCGUCGGGAUCCCAGACGCGCACAUAUUCAUUGUCAAUCCUCGUGGUGAGAUAACGACACCGUUGGGUGUUGAUCUGAAGUUGGGCUACAAGGAGCUCCACGAAAUAGUCGACUCUGUGUUUCCGCCCACUUUCGGACGGAUGGAGCACAGUAACGACUACUCCGACUUCACUUACUGGCGCCCAGUCCAGAUACAGGAGACUGAAGUUGAAAGCCCGCCACAGGCAUCCUCCAGUCCCACAGGCAGCAAAAGUGGCCUCUUUUUCUAG
Messenger RNA from Spirometra erinaceieuropaei, 50218 nucleotides. The record is from the annotation of a GenBank genome assembly. NCBI's taxonomy places the organism in Eukaryota, Metazoa, Platyhelminthes, Cestoda, Diphyllobothriidea, Diphyllobothriidae.